AUGGGGGGCGGGAAGCAGAUCCAAUAUUUCUGCGUGCAGAAAGAGGGCGGGGAGUGGGGCUUCAUGUUCUGGAGACGAAGGCGACCUACCCGGGCGUGCGAGAGGAGAGGCGGUGGCAGCGGCGGCGGCGGCAGUGAUGACGGGCGGUUGGCCGGGCCCUCGCUCGCCAACAGCCCGCCCCUCGGGCCCGGCCACUGUGGAGCCUCCGCCCCUCAGGCGUCGCCCGCAGCCGCUGCGAGGUAACAACAAACCGCCCCCUUUGGCCGGUUCCCCUCCGGCUGCGGAGCGACGAAGUUACCCCCUCCCCUCGCUCCUGCCUGCCGCAUAGCAACCCUGAAGCUCCGGCGGCAGCGGCGGCCCACCUGACCUCCUCCCCUCCUCCCCGCUAUGUCGAGGGGGGAGGUGGGGGCGGGGAGGAUUCCAACUUGGACGAACGUUGCCGGCGCCCCUCGGCUUAGGAGAGGGCAGGCGCGGGAGAAUCAAUGAGGGCAAGAGAGGGGCGCUGCCAGAUAGUGUGCCAUUGACUCCGCCAGCGGGGGAGGAACCCGCGCGACCCUUCCUGCCAGAUAGUGAGAAGCCUACGCCCCGCCCCUCCUCUUUCGUCACUCCGGCCAGGCCCGCCCCGCCUUCCUCCGCCGUAGGAGGUGCUGCUGCUCCUGCGAGCCAGCCAGAGCAGCCGAGGCGGCAAGAGGGAAACACAAAGGCGCGGGCGCUGCCGAGGUAAGCUGGCUCCUCGCACCCUGCUCCUCCGAGGGGUGCACUGGGUGGUAUCCUGAGCGCUGGGAGUCCGGGAGGGGCGGCUGGUUGUUCAUGUACUUAACCCUCAUACGUUUCUCGCUCAGGGGUGGGAGAUUCAAAGUGUCCCUGUUGCUCUUGGGGGGAUUUCUCUCUGCUUCCUCCCACUUUCUUUUUGGAGGGAAGGUGUUCUGGGGGGAUUUUUUACGUCUCCCUCCGUCAGUUCCGCCCACAUCCUGAGCCAUGUUUAAUUCAAAGAGAGUCCAGCCUCACCCCCAUCCCCCCUCACCCCAAUUCAUGAUACGAGAUAGCACUCCGUUUAUUGUUUUGGGGCACCGUGUAGGGGGUGGGGCGUCACCAAUGAACCUUCCGUGGAAGGAGGGCCUUUUGCUCAUCCUAACUUCGGAGUUACUUAUACUGUACCUGCAUCUGAGCACUAGGUGUGUAACACCGCCUCACAAAGUGAAUUUGUGAAUACUCACGUUCACCUUGUUUUUGGCUGCGGGGAGGGGGGAGUUGAGUGUCAUCUAGAUCUGAGAGCUCAUUCAGACCGGGGGAGGGGUUGAAACUUCAAAAGUUCUUUUAAGCCCUUUAGAUUUGGGGGCCCUGCUGACGCUUUUUGUUUCACUGGGGUGAACAACGCUGAAUGGGCUAAUGGGGCUUGGGCUCACCUUUAUGCAUCCUUUGUGAGUUGUAGCCAAAUGGUUUGCGGCAUCCAGAAUGGCUGCCCUGCUUGCUUGCAGCUUGUGCAAACUAGUCAGUUUCCUAAGUGUUCUGUCCUCCAGCUAAUUGCCAUUGCAUCCUUCACUUUGUGUGAGGUCCAGUUCCACUGAUACUCUGCCAGUUGAUCAUCUGUGUUUUCUGUGGCUCCCCACUGAGGUGUGUUUUCCACCAUCUCCCAAAGACUGUCUUUGGUAUCUUACAUUGACACAUACUAGGUGUUCAUACUGCUGUUGCUUGUAAACAUGGAGCAGAUUGCUUGUGCUGUUUGUCUUUUAGAAGUGUACACUGCUAUUAAUGUUGUGUUCUGAGUUAUAUUUUUGGAGAGCACCCUUUCAUGGAUAUUGGCAGUGCAGAUAGGAUAUUCCUCAACUGUCUGUGCCUAUAUCUGCCACAAAUUAUUCUAUUUACUUUGUUCUGUAUUUGGUGGCUUGUUUCUUUGGAUGAAAUUCAUAAGAGGACUUGGAGGUAGAGAGAAGAAUAGCUUUCUAUGACCAUUCAGCAUUAUCUGGCUUUCCUUCUAUUGGUAGUGUAGCUCUGUUCCAAAUACAUCAUAGUUAGCCGAAUUAGUAACCUCCAGGUAUGCCAACCUUGGUGACAUGGGCUUCAUUGUUAUUAUGAUUUGAUGAGUGAAGUGAUAUUAGAUAAAAGUGAGUGAAACUUUUUGAUUUCUUUCCUUUGUGAUCCUUUACUAAUAAAAAUCCAAAACUUAAGUCUAUAGGCUUGCACAGUCUAUAACUCACAAGUCAAACACAGUUUCUUAGUCAUGCAUUGUGAUCUGCCAAAUACUUGAAAACCCAACCAUUUUAAAAAUAAUGCUAGGCAUAUAGCAAAAAAAAAAGUUUAUAAAAUUUCAGGGGGUUGUCAUACAUAGGAGAUCAGCAUUUGACUUGGUAGGUCAUUCAUUGCAGGUGCUUGCUCUACACAACAGUAAUUGAGCUGCUUUUGAUAAGGCACAUGGUAAGAACUGUUAUAGGGUUGCCAUACGUCCUCUUUUUCAUGGUAGAGUCGUCAAAGCGAUCCAUAGUUAAAAAUAGAAGUCUGCAAGUGUGUCCUCUUUUUUGCUCUUCAAAAUAUGGUAACCCUAAUAUUGUAUUUUCUUGUGUGUGUGCAUACUCCUGGGAAUUUACUGCUCGAGUGCAUGAAUAUGGGCAUGCACUAUGGCUAGUGUGUUUUAGGAAGCUGCAUGUUAAUUUAGGAUGUAUCAUUAUAAGUCAUUGUUGACUUAUAAAUAUAACCACAGUGAAAGUAAUUUGUAUGCAGAAAUAUACAGAUAUUUUAUCCAUGAUGCUUAAACCUGUGGGGGAGAUCAUUUUGCAUAGAAGGGUAGAACAUUAAAGUGCUUCACUGAUAAAUUUCUGCUUUUCGUUUUCCCUUUCUAGUUUCAUGACAGGUUGAAGUGCAGUUAUCUGUAUCGGAGUUCCACAGAGCUAAAAGAAACACACAUUCCCUUCUCCUUGCAAUUAUUCAGUGCCUUCUUUGCUUGGUGGUCUUCCUCUUGUUGGCAUAGUUAGUGAAUCUGUUUCUGCUCUCUUUACUAGGCCUUAAAGUACAGUGGUACCUUGGUUUAAGAACAGUUUAGUCUAUGAACAACUUGGAUUAAGAACGCUGCAAACCGAGAAGUAGGUGUUUUGGUUUGUGAACUUUGCCUUGGAAGCAGAACAUGUUCGGCUUCCUGUUGAGUGUGUUCCAUUUGUAAAUUGAGUCCCCCGCUGCUAAUUAGAGGCUUCUUAUUGUGUCUGUUGGCUGUUGAGUCCCGAGCACCCAUGUAACACAGAGGUGAUAUUUUGUUUUUGCUAUAUAUUUUUUGUGGUUUUUUUUACUGUGAUUUGCUCUUUGUUUUAUGGGAUUGACUUGUGACUGUGGCUUGUGAUUUCGUUUUUGUGACUUGUUUUUGUGUCUGUGUAGAACCCAGUUCAGCUACUGGUUGAUUGUGUGACUGCAGAAAUGGAUAAAAGCCCCCCAUCCAAACAAUGACUAUCAGUGCACGUAAGAAAAAAAAAUUAAAUUUUUUUUAUCAUCUAUAAUACGGUCUUAUUUAUUUUUAUAGUACAGUAGUAUAGUACAUUGAUUAUUGCCUUCAUUUUAGGGAUCAAUGAUCUCGUUAGAUAGUAAAAUUCCUGUUAAAUUGCUGUUUUAGGGGUUGUUUUUCAUUGUCUGGAACGGAUUAAUCCAUUUUCGUUACUUUCUAUGGGAAAGCACGCAUUGGUUUAAGAAUGCUUUGGUUUAAGAACGGACUUCCAGAACAGAUUAAGUUCGUAAACCGAGGUACCACUGUACUGGGAGUGGGAGAAAGUACAGGGCAACAUAAUUUUGUUGCUACCCAAUUGAUGCUGCUGCGAAUCUGUUGCAUCCAGGAUUCAAAGGCAGAAAUGUAAGUGAUGAUGCUUUUGUAUUUGACUGGAUUACAAAACAAGCAGUGCAUUUAGGGCUUGAUGUUAGAAACGUACUUUCAAAUGUUGCAGGGUACAGAAUACCUUCAGGUAUUUGGCCAAGGAAUACAUUGUGGGAUUUUCACAAGCGUAUGCCUCAUGCAACAGAGUGGCAAGGCCUUUGCACAACACAGCCUCCAGCUUUUGUUAUUUGUUGCCUACUUCAGAUUCCUUCGCCUUCUGCAUCAUGUUUAAGAAGUUGGUCUAUAUUUGGAAAUUCUCACACCAGUAAGAGCAACUGACAUGUGAAAGGGUAGAAGCUUGUUUCAAUCUGGACAAACUUCAAUUUUUUGAAGUCUGUGAUAAAUAUAGUGACAAAUAUGAAGAAACAAAAUCUGAAUUUUUCUCAUCUCUUUUUAUGGAAAUGAGUGUUUUAUGUCUGCUUGAUACUGCAGAGAAAACACAAUAAUUUUCAGAAUAAAGAACAAUUUGUUUUACUAUAAUGUUUUUGCUUUCUGUUGUUAUUAUUUGUUGCCUGGUCCUUAUAAACUGGCACAACUAGUUUCCUUACAAUUCAGUAGUUUUUAGCUCCAUGUUUAACAAAAACUUUAAAGAAUAUAUUCAAUUUGUAAUUAUUGUCUGAAGAAACUGUACUUUUAAGAACUAGACAUGAUGUUUCUUUGGUAGACAGAGUUAUACAUAAUGCAUUCAGAUUCCUAAAGUAAUGACAUGAAUUUUGAUACCGGUUCUUUCCUGAGAAAAAGGCAAGGAGGAAAUGUUUAUAGUGGACCCUCCGGAUACAAAUUAAAUUCAUUCCAGGAGUCCAUCCACAACCCGAAAAGUCCGAAGGCAGAGGCGCCGCUUCUGCGCACGCACGUGGCGUGAUUGAGCGCUUCUGUGCAUGCAUGGGCGGCGAAACCCGGAAGUAUACACUUCUGGGUUUGCCAUGUUUGUAACCCGAAAGUUACGUAUCUAGAGCAAUAUGUAACAUCUCUAGCUUGAACUAAAUGAGAAUGUUUGUUUUUAAAAUGGUGGGAUCGUAUCAAUAAUGUCUAGUAAUGGAACUUGGGUAGGUAGAGAUGAAUCAGUCUAUUUCUGGCCCAUGUUGACAUCACAUAUAUUCAUUUAUAAGCCAUUCUGUUUCAUCACUAAUGGCCUCCCAACUAAUUAAAUAACUAUUAAUAGCUAUAAUAACUAUUUAAAUCACAAAAAUGAAUUUAAAUAUUUUUCUUUAUCUCUGUAUACACAUUUCUAAAUGUAUUUUACCCUCAAUUGUGUUUUUAAAAUGCUGUUUGGUGUGUUUGAAUCAAGAACUGCAUUGCAAAAUUUGGAGAAGUACGAAAUCCAAAGGACAACCAGGUUCCAAUCUAUGUAUUAGUCUAGACUGUACAAAAUAGAUCAAACUAAAAAUGGAGACCAAACUAAAUUUUCUUCUGUCUCUAAUCCAGAAUUUGGAGGCACUUGCUUACAUCUUACAGACAUUGGUUUUAAUAAGGGGAAUGAUUUUGUUUAAUUAACAAUUUUAUGUAACCAUACUCUUCUUGGUAUAAGAGGGAAAGAGUACUGGUAUUAUAUUUCAUAGUGGACCUAUGGUGAGAGAUUUAUUGGCAAAUAAUAUUCCACACACACACACCCCGGAUAAUCUACUACUAAUAUGUUUUGUGAUGUUGCUGGAUAUUUCAAAAUCUAAGAUAAAUUUCAGAAUUUAAAUCAAAUCAGUUGCCAGAAAUUCAGUAAUUUGGUAUGCUGUAAACAAAUUUAUGGUUUUUGAAAUAAUGUUAUACUUUUUGUGUCCCAUUGUAAAUAUUGAGGAAAGUUGGGACAAUUGAGAGAAAUUGGUAUUAUAGAGCAACACAGUAAAUUACAGGGAAACAACUCUGUCCCAUUUCUUUCACUCAUAUCAGUGUUAUAUUCCUCUCUCUCUCCUUUGAUUGCUGGAAAUGCUAUAUAUUCCUUUCCUACAUGGUUAGUUCCUAAGUCCUUGAAAGAACAAUAGCCAGAAAUGCUGUGUGUGUAUUGGGGUACAGAUGAGGUGUUAUAAGGGUUCUGAAGGAAGGAUUAAUUUGGAUUUCCCCAUAUGCCCCUUUUGGAUCCUGGCCAGUGUUAACACAUCUUCAAGUUCUCUGCAACAAUGCAAAGGAGAAACCUGCUCUUCAAAAGAAUGUGUUAUAGUUCUAAGCCUCCAAUAUUCUGUACUUCUUUAUGUUAUUUGCAUUGCAAUCACAGCCAUGCAGAUGUUCAGACACCAUGCCAGUGGCUGUUGGCCAAGAUAUGGCAUUCAUCCUUACUCUGCAGGUGUCCAUGAGCCUCUGAUUGAUGGAAGCUGGGAUUGAAUGGCAAAGGAUGAAUCACUCUGUUAUUGUUCUGUUUUCCUGCCAGGUUUCUUGGUACUAUUUGGUACUUUGCUGUAAGCUAAGAGAAAAUAAAUGGAUAGUUAAGCAGCAGUGCAAGCUUCAAAGUGAGGUUGUGUAAUGCCAAUCGUUGGAUUUAUGAAGGUGAAUUAAAAUACAUUAUGUUGGGUGUUAGAUCAGUGGAGGGCAGACUUUAGACUUGUGAGAUGUGUCUUGUGUUUUACUAGAACUAUGAGAUCUACCAACUGGAGCAAAGUACCAAAAUAUAUUGUUUUUUUCUUAAUAUGUAUAUUAAUAAUAUAAUAUAUAUAAAUAAAAAUGCUGGGGUUUUUUUCAGAAUCAGAACCAAGCUGAGCUCACCACCCUUCUACACAAUUAUCAGUUCCUGGUUACCUCAAGCUUUCUUCAUUUCAGCAGUCUUUCCUUUUUGGGGGGGAUGGGUGUCAUUUUAUUAUUGGUUAUGUUGACAUUAUUGAGAGGCAGAAAUCCUUGCAAAUCACCCAGAUGAGGAUCUGCUGGUAGAUUUCUGUCUACUGCACACCACUGAUUCAGAUAUUUUGGUCUUGUUUGAAAGUUUGCAGUACUGUAUAAUGUACUGAGGUAUAUUUCAGACCUAUAGUUUGGGUUUUUUAGAACACAUCUCAAAAUAAUAAUAUAAAAUAUGUCACAAAAUAUUCAGCUUUUUGAAAUACGAUUUAUACUGCUAUUGCUGCAUAAAAGGUCUCCAACUGCCAUAGUUCAUUUCUAAGUGUUCAGGAAUCUUUGAAAUCAAAACAUGACUUAGAAGUUGGUUACCGAUAGCUUGCAAUCUAAAGGAAGUUUAGAGACUGAAAUAAUAUCUGCUAUCCAUUUGUUUUUAUUUUUCAAGAUACACGGAAAAUGUUUGACUGCCUUGUGUAGCAGUUUCUUUUUAAAGCUAUAAAUACUCCUCACAGCACAACUGGUGCUCUUUGACACAGUAAACCUAAAGCAAGGAUCAUAGUUUGAGACUCUUCCGAUUGUUUCAGGAUUAAAAAAUGCACCCAGCGAGUGUCUUUUCUUUCUAGUUACCUUUGGCUUCUGUAUAAAGUUGUUACCAGCUAUAGUUAGAGAUGAUCCUACUAUUGUAGGUAUACAAACUUGAAGCAGCACUAAGUUUUUGUUAUAAGCUGAUAAUGUGGUAGUAAUUAUGAAAAGCUUGAUUAAGUUGGUUUGGAAUUUUUCCACAUUUAAAAUCCAGAUAAACAAAUACUAAGCAUCAACAAUACAUCACUGGUAGUAGAGUCUCCAAAAUUUCACCUGUAGUUUGGGUUUUUUUUAUUAUGCAUCAAUGUAAUCAUUCAAAUAAUCUAUUUUAAUCUUCAAACGAUAUUCUGUGCUUUCUGCGUCUAAACAUGGGGCAUACCUACUGUGCUAAUUACUCAAACAGCAAGAACACAACCAUUAUUCAAACAUAAUAAGUGGGACAUAUUUUGCAUUGUUGACUUGCACUUCUGUAGAUCCCCAAGAGAGACACUUUUGAAUACAUACCUGACUAGUAAAGUUUCACCACAUCUAUUUGCUUAACCGUUAUGAUGGUGCUUGGAUUUAAUAUAUUAAGUGAUCUUUUAGUUCUAUGCGAACAAACCCUGGCGUGGCUGCAAGGAAGAGAUUGGAAGCAUCCAAUUUCACCUUGCAUUCAAGUUGCCCUUCAAAACUUCCAUGCUGAUUCAAGCACUAUGUCUUUUAUAAAGUCAUCCAAAAAUCUCUGGAUCAUCUGAUAAUGGCCAGUGUUGUGUCUACAAAGAUUGCCAUGCAGAACUUUGAUCUCAAUCUUUCAAAAUUGUCUAUAAUUUUAAGAUAGUGAUCUAUUAGUUACCUCACAUGAUGUAACAUUUCUAGUAUCUUGGGUUAUUUUCAAGCAUCACAAGAUUACUUACUUUCAGACUAUUUCUACCUCAUGCUCUAUGGCACUUUGUAUACUGUGUUAAUCUCAGGAGUGUGUGAGCUUCUUGAAGUUGCCUAGGGCGACUUUAUCACCCAUUCUCACCCCAAUCUAAUAAGGGAGGAUAAAGUAGCCACUCAGUGUUACUCCAGACAAGGUGAGGUUAGGAACCUGGUAUCACUCUGCAAUAGGGCUGGAUGAUAUAUAUCGUCCAAAACCUAUUUGAAGUACAUAUCAUGAUAUAGGAUUUUGACUUGGCAGUACAAUGGUACCUCGCAAGACGAAUGCCUCGCAAGACAAAAAACUCGCUAGACGAAAGGGUUUUUUGUUUUUUGAGCUGCUUCGCAAGACGAUUUUCGCUAUGGGCUUGCUUCGCAAGAUGGAAACGUCUUGCAAGUUUGUUUCCUUUUCUUAACACCGUUAAUACAGUUGCGACUUGACUUCGAGGAGCAACUCAUAGAACGCGGUGUGGUAGCCUUUGAGGUUUUUAAAGACUUUGGUGAUUUUUGAAGCUUUUCCAAAACUUUCCCGACACCGUGCUUCGCAAGACGAAAAAAAUUGCAAGACGACAAAACUCGCGGAACGAAUUAUUUUCGUCUUGGGAGGCACCACUGUACAUUGCGAAUCAUGAUGUAUGUUAGAGCUGGGUGAUAAAUAACUUAAAACAGGUUUCAAGUCCAUAUGAUACUGGUUUCCUAAUUUUUACCUGGCAAUAUAUUGUGAAUAAUGAUCUGUGCAUGUGCUAUGCAAAAAACACAAUGUGGGGAAAACCAUGAAGAUGGCCAAUGCCUCUACAUAGCUCCAUCCUUUUUCCAGGAUGUCUUAUUUUUAAUAAAAUACAUUUUAAUCCUGCAGAAAAUAUUUUUCUCUUCCCUCUAUCUGCUUCUGGUGUGGGGGAGGGACACAUGGAAUAUUCUGUUUUCCAUGUGAUGGAAGUGACUUAAAUUAGAAUCCUUAUGGAUUUCUAAUGGUGAAAGAUUGAUCUCACUCUUUUUCUUUGUGCGGCUUGGCAUUCAAAAUAGGUAUGACUCAUGUAUGGCAUAUAACAGAUUGAAAGGAUGAUCAUAAAAUUCUUUUCAGAACCGUUUGCAUAGGUUUUUAGAAAAAAAUAAAAUCAUGUUGUUCCACUUGAGUACAGGCAUAGUGCCCAUUUGUGAGCUCAGUGAAACCCUGUGUUUCCCCCCUGGCAAUAGGACCUCAGAGGCAGAGAAGAGGAAUGUUGCAGGUGAUGGGAGGUCCAUGUGCCCUCUCAUAGUCCUUCAUCCUGCCAUUGUGCUAAGGCAGAGUCUAGAUAAGUGGUUCCCAAUUAGCUAAUUACUGAGGACCCCCUAUUUUUCAAAAGCCAAGCCAUGGACCCCAUAUUUUUUGAACAGAAUGUGGGGUAGCCCUUAAUAAGCAAAGGACUUUAGGUAUAUUAAAAACAACAACAACAGACUAGGGCUGAGAGAUACCUGGUUUUCAACAUUGUGAUACGUCAGUGGCUAUACAUUGUGAUAUUCUGAUAUAUCAGAAUGUCUGAAAUUGGAGAUCAGAUGUGGCGGUGAGGAAAGGAGCAGUCGCAGAGGUCGGGCGGGUGGGGGAGGAGAGGAAGCGGAGUCACCUUCACUGCAUGGUUUGAGUGGGAGGGGAUGGGGUUGGGGGUGCAUCAAGCUGCUGUCAGCAGGGCAGACAGUGGUGGCAGCCAGUGAAGAUGGACAUCCACUGUGACUGCUGCUGCUUUCCUGCUGACUUACGUGAGGAGUGAAAUAUUGCUGUGUAUUGCUGGGUCAAAAUUGUUAUUGCCAGAGGGAUUUCAAAACUGAUUUUGUCCAAUAUAUUGAAAAAUCGCACAGCACUAAAACAGACCACAAAAUUUGUGAUAUUGGCAUGCAGAAAUGACAAAAUAAUAGUUGGGGUGGAGGCAAAGGAUGGGGUUGCGGACCCCCUGGGUGCGUUCCACGGACCUCCAGGGGUCCCUGGACCCCUAAUUGGGAACCACUGGUCUAAAUCUUUUAUCACAAAAUGUGUCCACAAUAUGUAAUUAAUUAUUUCUGUAGUUCUUUCAAUAAUACAAAGUAUAUUGUAUUGUAUUAUCUAUCAGGUUGUCACAAUGUGAUGAAAACUUAUCAACUCACUGGGCCAUUAUCCAGGGAGCCUUUUUUACUUGAGUAUUGAUCUGUUUACACAUAUAACCUUUCUUCUGUCAUGAAAUACCAGGCAGCAUACAUGUUUUACUAGGUAACUUUCCUUUGGCACUGACCAGGCCCAGACUCACUUAGCACUGCUACGCUGGUCACCUCAUGUGCCUUCAUUCCAUACCAUGAGACGUGUGUGAGUGCUUGUAUCUGCAUAUGUGAGCUUGCAGCAGCAGCAUUUGUCGCAUUGAAAACUGUCUUUGAACUUUGGGAGUUGAAAUAGCUGAGCCUGUAUCAGGCCCAUAGAGAGCUUGCCCAGGGUAGCCAGUCCGAGUCGGGUGCUUCCACCAACUUAGCCCCCCCAAGGCCUGGGGCAAGUGUAACCCAGCUUCUGCCUCCCCCGGUACAGACCUGGCUUGAAUGGAGGGGAAAGAUUGUGGGAGGCACCUGCUGUUUAAAACACUUAUUUAUUUAUUUUUUGCACAGACAUCUUCCCACAUGCUUUUGGUUUGAGCUCAAAACCUUCAGGGUUGCAGUUGAGCAAAAGUUAGAUGCCUCUAACUCAGGCAUGACACACUUCCUUUUUAGUGUAAUUUAUGGUAACUGGUAUGUUUUUUCUCCAUACCUAUUUGAUUAAGUCAAAGCAGAUUUGACAAUUGUCUUUAUCCUCAAAACAUGAAUAGAAGGAUAGUGAAGAGAGUAUAACCAACCUGGUGUGCAUACCAUUUCUCCUUUUUCAGGGGUUUGCAACAUAUCUAUUGAAUUUCUUGAAUCAAACUUCAGCAAAACAUUUACCUUCAGUUUCCCCCUUGGUCUUAGCCUAAGGCUGUGCAUUAAUAUUAAUAUUUAAACCAUUAAUUAAAACAUUUAACAUAGCAUUCAGACAAAGGAUAGCUGAAUUGUGUAAUGUCUGGUUUAAUUCAUAAAGGUGAAAUAAUAGCCUGAAGCUUUACUUUUGAGAGAGGCCUCCACCCAGUAUUCCAACAUAAAACAACCUUACUUCAUCAGGUAAUCUCAUCUUCCACCUUUGUAAUAUAAAUUGUAUGCUGCUUCCAUUGCCUGGGGUUAAAUAAAAUACUCUCGAGUUCCUUCUACUCGAACAAAGGUUUUGUUAGAGUGCUUAGAAAAACAAUAAGGCUCUCUUUUAUACAAGGUGACCUUUGAUAUAUUUUGGCUUCAGGUUUCACAAGGACCUGUUGUAAAAGAUUUUGGUUACAACCCUCACCUGACUAUAAUAUGUUGGUGGUUAAUUGUCAAAACAUGUUUGAAGUUGAAAAGCAAAGCAUGGUUGCCUCAUCGAGUAAAGUGGAGAUGAUUGAAUCUUUUACCUUGUGAUACUUGCACAAUUCUUUAUAGUCUAUUGAUUAGUAGAGCGAAAGCUGCCUGAUAUUUACAUUUUACUAAAUACAGAGUUGUCAAAGUUAGCUCCUUUUACUGCACAAUAAAAAUAAAUCCAAGAGUGCUUUACUUAUUGAUUAACUUGGAGGAAUGUGUACAGUACCUUGCAUAUGUUUCUAAAUUGAGAAGGACUGUCAAGGACAGGGGUGAGCAAUGUGGCCAAGGACCACAUUAGAGCCAGAGGGUAGGAUGAUUUGCAUACACAAUUGGCAUACCAUAGUGAGCAUUCCUCUGCCUCUAGUACCUUGAUUCUUAUGUACCUUGGAGACCUUUAUAGAUCAAGUAUUGCUAACCCACAUUUUUAGACUCCUAAGGUAGCCUGUUAGAAAUCACGAGGUUUGAUAUAUAGGAGUGGAAUUCUCUGUUACUGGAGUGGGGAACCUUUGACCAUCGAGAUGUUGUUUGAUUGAAGCUCCCAUGAUCCUUGAUCACGGAGUUCUGUUGCUGGGCUGAUGGAAUCUAACAACAUCUGGAGGACCACAGGUUUCCCAACCAUGCUAUACAUACAUUCAAGUAAACAUAGGACUUUUACUUGUAAUUAAUUAAUCCUUUUCAGAUUAUGUUCUUUCUUGGUUUCAUAUAUCUUUCUAUAAGCUCAGAAAGCAACACACCUCUGUGUGUUUUUAGCAGGAACCUUUAGGCCUUCCAAAACCUGGAGGGUGGAUUAUUGUAUGUCAAAGGCGACUUUAUUUUCUCCAACAUGCUUCUAAAUGUCAUUACUUUACCCUCAACAGAGCUUAAUAUAAGCCAUAUAUUGUUCAUUAACCUGCUACAUUAAGGACAAAGAUUAAUGAACAUAUGAUAAGCAGUGCUUUAAUUUAGUUUGCAUUUCAAUAGUGUUGAAUGACAAAUGGAGAUAUGUGGGGUGACUUGGAUUAGUAAAAUUUCUUGGACUAAUAGUGUUUACAGAUAUUUGCAAAGCUGACUAGUCUGAUUAGUUUUAAAUUAAACUUUAAUAUUACAGUAUUGAAUACUGUAUUAAGAGAAAAAUUGUAUUUUUUCAGAGAGAUGCCUGUUUUGUGCCCUGCGUGGUCUGUUGUCAGUAGCUGAAGUCAUGCGUAGGUCAGCAAUAAAACAAUAGAGCACCCAAUGUCAGUGAAGUUAACUGUCUAUGCAAGGAAACAAAACAGCUUAGUCCUACUGGUAAUAGUAAUCCUUCCCAGUAGGUCUUGCCCCAAUUAAGUAGUUGCGAGGACUGAAGGUCUCUGCUUUCCCACCGUUCUCUAAGGUGCUUCCCUCAGUUCCUUCCCCAGCUGCCUAAGGCUCCUUUGCCUUGCCUCUUGUUGCUUCACCCUCUUCAUUUCUCUGUGUAUUCUGGGAGACCAGGGGGGAAGGGAGCUGGUCGCAGCAGGAGGGGGAGACUCCCUGGACUCUUCAGCAGCCAUCCUCAUCUCUGUCUCCUGGCCUUCCUCCUCUCCAGUCUCUGAAUCAGAACUGCUUUCUGCCCCAGCUUCUUCCUGCUCACUAAACCCUGUUGUCUUUUCAUCUUCCAACAGCUCCUCUUCCCAGUCUGCUCCAUCUUCUCCCUCUGACUACUCAUCAUCAUCCCCAGCUGGGGAACCUCCAGUCCCCUGACUCUGAGCCUUCUUCCCCUGGGGGUUCCCUUGGUGGUUUCCCAGCUGGUGCCUCCCACCACUCUUCUGAAUCCAGCCAGUCCAUAACAUCUGUAUACUUCUCAGUCAGCUGAUCUAGCCUUCAGGAUUUAGUUAAACCAAAUAUUUCUAUAAUAUUGUAAUUAUAUCUAUAAACUGGUAUUCAGUAAAUUUAUAUUUGCUUUAUCUGUCUUAAUUUGAUGGAGUAUAAUCUACAAAGGUCAGAAUAAACUGGCAAAAAGGUUGUAUGUGACUUAUUCAUACCUGCAAGUAGAGUAAAACAACCAUACUUGUGACAUGCAAGAUGACACAGAUUUUUUCUAUUUUUUCUAAGCUUCAGUUAAAUACACCGCCCAAAAAGAUAAUAGGCUAAUGAUAUUUUAUUUCAGGGGUCACCAGCCCUUGUAGACUAGUGGACAACUUUUCAAAUUUCGAGGGUGUAUUGGGCAUGCCUGUCACAAAGUGGCUACCAGGGAGGGGGCAAUGCAAACACAAAAUGGCUGUGGUAGGAAGUGUUAAAGCAAGUUAUUAAGAAGGCAAGUUUAAUGUAGCACUGCUGUGGAGGUAUGCCCAAUAUCCAAUUAGGUUUGUGUGCCCUACGCAACCUAGACGCCAUAGGCAGAAGGAGUAUUAAUCAACCUAAACUUCUGCUUAUAUUUUACAUUACCAUACAGUAAUGUAUAUUGUGUGGUAUGGGGAAGAGGACAAGAUAUGGGUUCUGAAUGAGUAGAUGUAUAUGCUAGUAUUCAUCUUUGGCUGUCAAGAAUUCACCACUUCUAUGCAUGCUUUAAAUGCAGAAUUAAAUCCCACAGUGUUCAAUAGGACUUUGAACACGACUACAUUCUUAGGGAGUUGAAUAUGAAAGGGUCCUCCAGGAACAUUAAAUAUGACCUAUUUUCAUUUCUACUUCAGUUCUGCGUUGUCUGCAUGAUGAUGUAAUCAUAGUUCCUCAUCUUACAUUCCAAACAAGAAAUAAAGAGCAAGUACCGUUGAUAUUAUACAUUUUGACCUCUUCUGAAAAUAGGAUUAUAUUAUAUAAACAUUACUCGCAAAUCCCACUGCUGGUUACAUAAACUUUAACAGCAUCAUGAUAAAUGCAAGAGGCUAACCUCAGCUCCUUCAAAGUCCCCAACAUGUGCAAAGAGAAUUGAAGAUGGGGGUUGAGCUAUCAACUUGCAAUCAUCUUUGCUCAAGGGACCACAGUUGUGCUCACUCCUGGUGAAUGCAUCUGUCAUCCUUGUGACUUUCCUCAGGAUUGGUCAGAUCUCAUGCUGAGGCUCAUCAGAAAUCAAAGAGAUAUCCUUCACCACCACCUGCCUUUUUCGGGCUCUGGAAAUUAGAGGAAUGACUCCAUCUUUUGCUAAGCUGCCAAUAGGCUUCCAAGCAGUAAGAUAUCUCCCUUCAUGGCUCACAAUGUUUGCAGUGAAGCUGGAGUGACCCCAGAACUCAGUGUGAUGUUACAAGUAAGACUUGUUCCUUCCCCCUUAGAGAAAGGGCAGAGUUGGUGGCUGCCACAAAUUUUGGCGGUCUAUGAAGUCUACCCUAGGUCUUCUUUCCAGAAUUCUCUGUACAUUCCAAAGGGCUCAGGUGUGGGGUUUGUGAUCACUACAUAUUAAAUAUUGUUUGGACACUCCGUAGUAUAGUAAAAUUCAGUAUGAAAACCUAAUCACACAGAUGUUAUUGAAUUAAUAUUUUUUCCACAGAACUCAUGACAGUGGCAUGCAGGGACAUUUAAAUUAUGACACUUGGCUAUGAAAAUAUUAGCAAUUUCUUCCCUUAGUUCUUCCCUACAUCUGCGAAAGGUUAUUUGCCUUUUGGGCUUAAAGUGUCAAAGUGUGAGCAAAGUUACCACUAUACUAGAUAGUAUUCCCUUGGCUGGAAAACACAGUUCACCACUAUAGUGGUAGAGGGCAAGAUGGAAUGAGCAGCAGAGCUGAAAACUACUGAGGUGGGAGGAAGAGACUAUAUGUGCUAGUCAAGGCUAAGAAAAUGUAGCUACUGUUGGAAACACAAAAAGCUGCUUUCUUUUGAAACAUAAUUGUAUAUAUUGUUACAGGUAUCAUUAUCCUAACUGAUGUAGCCAUGUUCUUCAUCUUCUCAGCAGUGCAUGUUUAAUGCCUAAAUGUAAAGCUGUGAACUAGUUCACUCAAAGCUUGAGAUAGUUAUGAACUGAAAAGAUUUGUGACACUCUGGAUGUGUUUGAGUUGGGAGAAUUUUAUCUGAGAACUAGUAUAUUGAAGCAUACAGACUGCAACUCUUUUAUAAACUGAAAAGAGCAGGUGACAGGGAAUCCUUAUUCUCCAAAGCCUAGAAAACCUGCUGACUACCAUUUAGUUCUCUCACAGCUAUUAAAUUGUCCUCAUUGGAUAAAAAAACAGUUUCUCCAAUCACAUGCUGCUUAAUAGGUGACUGCAGUAUAUGUGCUGUGGCAGCAAAAUACAUAAUUUCUGAGGGUUAGGAGAAUGGAAGCAAUUACUCAUGCUUUCUUGACAUAAUAAUCAAGUACAAUGAUGAGCAACACAUGUGCCAUUGGAUCCAUUUUCUUGCAGCCUGGAACCAUUUUAACAAAACAUGUCUCCUUUUUUUGCCACCCCCUCACUUAUCUGGGAUUCAUACCUGCCACAAAAUUAAGGUUACUCUUUCCCUUGAAACUUGUCCCUGCAUUUUUUUAGAAGUAUGUUUUUGAGAGGUUUCUGGUGCCCACCACUAAAUCUGGUGAGUAGGGAAGGAGGUGAAUAGGUUAAUAUUUUCUUCUCAUUUUGUUCAAAGUCAGAAUGCAUGCUAAACUCUGUAUGUAAUGGCCAUGGUAUGAUUUCAAUAUGUUGUACAAUCCAUUAAACUUCUAUUACUCAUCCCAGUCUCUCAGGAUUGGUCAUACUAGAAAUUCAAACUGAAACAGAUAGUAAUUGCUCAAUUUCAAAUGUGAAUCUAUGACAAGAUUCUAAAUGUGGGAAUGAAAGUAUGGGAAGUUACAAAAAUUAAUAUGUAGCAAGGGAAAAUAAAUAAUUGAGAAAAAAGUAUAAAAGUAGUAUAGCUUGCUACUUUUAAUGUUUGAUUAUUUAAAAUUUAUUAUCUAAUUUUGCCAUAAAACAAAACAAUGACAGUGUCUUUCCAGACAUGUAAACAAAAUUCACCAUGACUGAAUAAGUGAGAGUCAUAAGAGGAUUAUAGGGAGAGUCAAAUGAGGGCAAAACCAUGACAUGAUUACAAUGUAGCUUGACUGGUUAUUUCUGUGUGCUUAAGUUACUUUUCUGAUCUGCAUGCCCUUCUCAAGGCUAACUAGCAGGCAUGCUUUUUUACUUCCAUGUAGAAAUAAGAACUGCAGUAAGAAUGCUGCUCUGUGCAAAUGAGCAAGGAAACUUAAUUUCAGUUACUGAGAGAUCUGUCACCUUCUCAAGGUCAGAUGCCAUUCCAGUAAAUUCCAGUAUUGUACUGUAACAUCUGGUCUUGUACAGCAGUUUCUGACCUGGAGGUUGAUUACUUGGAAAGAUCCACAACAUGUCUUGUGUUACUCAGGUUCUGGAGCUGGCUUCUUCCACUUAAGAACAAAAUACAGUCAUACCUUGGAAGUUGAACAGAAUCAAUUCCGGAAGUCUGUUCGACUUCAAAACGUUCAACUUCCAAAGUGUGGCUUCUGAUUGGCUGCAGGAAGCCAAGGCAACUUGAGUUGGAUGAAGAGAUGAAUAAAUGCCAGACAAGUUUUGAGUCUAGACAAAUUAUGAUUGUGUGGGGUUGGAGAUAGAAUUUUUUGUGGGAGAUUGUGUUUAUUUCUGUUAUUCCCUGCCCCAUUUGAAUUCCUACAUCUAUGUCUCACUUUCUAUGCUCACUUUAAAAAUCAUCAGUUAUGAUUAAUGUACACAUACAUUUUACUUCAAGGCCUUCAGUUUUGCUUUUGUUGAGUUUGCUGUAUAGUUUAUCAUUCAAGAAAACAAAAUGUCACAUAAUCUUGGGGUCCAUUCACUUGUUUGAAGAGUGUCUUAUAGGUAACAGUUACUAUAAUGCAUCCAUAUUAUUUAAAAUGCAUAGAUUUAGAUUGCAGUACAAAUUGUUUAAGAUCAGGUUUGAUUUCUUGGCUUCAUCAAACAUCUGCAGUAGGGGAAAAUAUUUUGUAUAGACUUGAUGCUUGACAAAAAAAAUGUGUUUACCUACAGUAGCAUCCAAAGGAAAGGGAAAAAAAACACUUUCAGAAGUUGGUCAUUUCCAUAACUUGAUUAAUAAUGAAUUUCAAAUGUGAAUUUAUCAAGUGAUUACAAACCUAUGUGUUUAAUGCUUCAUCUUGUGGCAUACUGUAUGUUGCUAGCUCUGGUAAGUGUUGUCAAAAGGAAGUAAAAUAAAAACUAUCAGUGUCUUCUUAAAAAUACCCUUUAUAAUGCAGUUUUCUCUGUUUUUCUUUAUUAUAGUAUUUUUAAAUCCUUCCUUGAUUUCUAUACAUGUAAGAUAAUAGUUGCUGGAAAGUGUUUUAGAGGGAUUACUUGGACUUUUAUUUCUACUAGGUUGUUUUGUUUUGUACUGAAAUUGAACUCUUAAAAGAAGUCUGGACACUUUACUAAGAUAUUAAGACUUUGCUAUGGUUACUUGAUUGAAUGCAGCCAUGGGAAUGUUGACAAAGCCAAGUUCAGGGGCGGAUGUUUCAUUUGCAGUGGAAGGUCACAGAAUUAUACAGAAGAGCUUUCACCAAUGGGGGUGUGGAGCUGACAUAUCUUUGUAUCACACCAAACUGUCCUGGCAAAAUGUUUCUCAGCAGCCAAGGGACAGUUGAUAAUGGGAAUAUAGUGUUUCAAGUUAUGAUUAUAAGCCUUACUCAUUAACAUUGCAAUACAGGCAGUUGAAUAAAUCUUACAGAAUGCCGGAUAUUUAUUCCUUAUAGUCUACUCAUAAAAAUAAGUCUGAAAGAUUUGAUAAUAAAUUGUUAAGCUGGGAUAAUUCUGGAUAUUAGGGUUCUACACUAAGAUUCUUACUUGAUGAAUCAUCUGGCUUUUAAGCUUCUGUGCAAUUGCUUUAACUAAUUGGGAUAUUACGAGUUUCUCAGUAUAUUUCCUUUUUUGAGAAUACUUCAGGAUAUGUUGCAAUUAGAUACUCUUUCUAGAAGGGAAGGUUGUUUUUAUUUAUUUUUCUCCUUUAAUCAUAAUAGGGAAACAAGCAAGUGUGCCCUUAAACAGUCCCACUGAUUUAAUCUUCCGGUUAAAGAUUGAAGCACUGCUUUACACAGGCCUCCUGUUAAGCCUGGAGUUGGGGGAGGGGGUUGAAAAUUCUCCUGGCAGAUCUGCUACACUUCCAAGGCACUCACAUAGCAAUUGCUGGGAAAAUCCUCUUCUUCCUUCCUCCAGGCUUAGAUGGAACUUGUCUAUUUCACUCUGUGCUUUGGAGGUAUUCAGAAUUCUUCUGAAGUAAAGCAUGACGUGGACAGGCUGCAACUGUUCUCCUGCAUUGAGAAAAGGAGAUUGUUCUUAACCUUGCAGUGUAUUUUAGAGGUACUCUGAGCACAUCUAAAGCUCAGUUUGUUGUCAGAUAAGACCACUACUUCUUCACCAUUUAGGUAAGAACAGGAGCCUGACAGUCACACAUUUUGACUAUAGCUGCUAAGGCCAGUAAAGCUUGUGAAUUUCGCUAUGUAUGUAUAAAAUGUAUUAUUAUUCUCAGUGCAGGGCAGUAAUGGUGUACUUAAAUGAGAUUUUCAUAACUAAAUUAUUCCAAUAGUACAUUUUUAUACAUGGAUUAUAACUGAUACUUGUUUAUAUAUGAAAUGUUGAAUUUAAUACUACUUCUGCAGGAGCUGUAAUGCAUUAGGAAAAUUAAUUGGUCAUAUAAAACAAAUAUUAUUAUUUUUUAAAGUGAGCUUUAGUUUUGUUUGAAUGCACUUGCAAAUUAGAAAAUGAGUGGGUUGUGUUGUUUUUUUUAAUGCCUGAAUAGUCACUUCAGAAAUAACCUCUUUCUCCUUUAAAACACCUUUAUGCCUACUCUAAACUGCAGAGUACUUUUCCUAGUGGUCCUAAAUUCCAGUGCUGGGAAGCAGGUGGCAGGACAUUUUGGGGAGUUAAUACAGAUCCUACAAAGUCUAUGCAUUAGAUGUUCAUGUGUUUUGUUUCUGUCUUAGAAAUGUGACUGAACUGUAGAGGUUUUAUUCCUUAAUGCUUUAUUUUCAAGUAGCAUCUGUGGUCCCUUUCCAUUUAUAGAAGAAUCUUUUUCCGCUUAUGUGUGGUUUUAUAGAGCCUGGAAACUUUCUCUUCUUCCCCACCCCCUUCUUGUUGCAAAUUGAAUGCUUGGCAUUAAUUUAUUAAGAUUCCUUCAGCCAAAUCUGUACUUACUGGCUUCAACCACACACAAUCCAUUGUACCCUGUUAAGGUACUUCCCCUGAAUUUAUGGCUCUUUGGGGAGUUUCUAGUAUCAAGGAAUCUUCAGUCAGCUGGAAACAAUUGUAUAAUUAAGAGGCAUUGAGUAGAUAGAAUGGUUCUACAUAAUUGAAGCAAGCAAUGGCAUGUUUGGCUAUAGAUGGUGUUUUCAGCAAUUUAUUUGUAGGCUUUACUUUUUCUUUUCCCUUGUGUCAUUUCAAACUGAAUCAGCAUGGGUGCUUCCAGUAAGUUUAUCCAAUAGCAACCAGUUCCAGCCUUGCUCUCCAACUGGAAGCAUUGUAUUCAUCUCUUGGUAGGACUGAAGGUAGGAAUAAUAGUGGAAGCAUUUUAAGAGAAUCUGUUUCUGUUACAUUGGUCAUGAGAAAGACCACUUUUUGCAGUAAUACUGUAAAAUAGCAAUCUUCUUUUAAAGCAAAUAUGGCAAAAAAAAAAUCUGGCUGUACAUCUUUGUAUCAGUUUGUUUGUUUUUUAACCUCAAAAACAGCAAACUGUAACACACAUCUUUAUUUAACUGGAAUUGUUUAUACUGCCAACUCUCUACACACAGGUAAUAUAUACAUAUUACCCACCCUGUUUAAGUUAUUCAGGGCUGUAUCAUCUUUGAACUUAGAACUAUCUGUUCUUAUUUUCACAAGGAAAACUUUAACCAUACAAUUAACACAUGCCUAUUUCAUAAUUAAUUUUGACUCUUGAAUAUUAGCUCAAGAAAUAUAGCCAAAGUCUCCUCUCUUUCAAACAAUUAAAAUAGUAAUUAUUUUUCAAAAAAUGUUUUGAGCAUUGCAGAAGUUUUUAGUUUUAGAAUUUAAAAAAUUGAAAGCAAGAGAAUUCUAUGGAUGCUUAUUUUACAAUUCAGUCAAUUAAGUGCCAGAUUAAAUAGUAUACUGUUUUCCAUCUGAUAGAUAAAAUAUGAACAGUAUCAUUAUUCAAAAUGACUCAUAAGUUGCUUAGAUAGCCAAAUACUAGCUUUUCUUGGGAGUGACUCUUUAAAAGCCAUUUGCAAUUUCAUCCAACUGGCAUGUCAGUAUUACAAAACAGGCAUGGCCGGUGUCAGGACAAUAGAUUGUUACAGCUUGUAUUAGUAAUGCCUUAAAUACAUAAUCUUUGAAUCAAAACAUGAGACAUGCAUGUAGAGUAUGUUGCCUAUGUUUGGAAUGAGUCGUUAUUUUGUAGGAGUGGCUACCUUUGACCUGGGCUUGGAAUAUUUCUUAGCUUCAUAAUCAGUUAAUGGCAUUGGGGAUGUCCAGACAUUAAUUUAAUUCAGUAUACAGUGGAACCUCUACUCAGAUAUGGAAUCCGUUCCGGAGGUCUGUUCAUGAGUUGAUCCGGGUCACUGGUAGAAGCGCUGUUCUGCUCGUGCGCAUUUGGCCACGGCGCCAUUCUGCGCAUGUGCAGACGGCGGCAGCCACUUCUGCGUGUGCACGAACCGCGGCAAACCCGGUAUUUACUUCCGGGUUUGCCGUGGUCGCGAGUUGAAUUGUUCGCAAGUAGGGGCGGUGGUAAGUCAAGGUUCUACUGUACUGACUUAACAAGGAUGAGCUGUGCAGGGACUGCCAACAAACCUGAGUACAGCUUUGACCAAACUAUUUAGGUGAGACUUUGUAUUUUAAUAUUCAUUUAUAAGCAACUUGGUCCAACCCUUGGGCCACAUGCCACCUAGCCCUAGAGAGGGAUCUUAUUUUUUUAACAUAGUGGCAUAAUUUGCCACUGAAUCCAAAUUCAGUUAAAAAGGCUGGCCAUACUGACUGACUGUCACAGGACCAAAAGACCUGGUGUAGCAUUUCCAGUCAUGUCCUCCAGCCCUGCAAUGGACAGGUUUGUGUGCAGGCUACUAACUUUUAUGGGCUUCUUUACAAGGCCAUGUUAACUGAUGUGCAUAUGCACAAGAAUUUAAUUUGCAGAAGAAUUAGUUGUUUAAAAAUAUUUUUCAAAUGAAACUGAGUUAAUUGGAAAUAUUUCAUUAAACCCACAACAGAGGCUCAUUUCUUUCCUACUAAAGACACAUGUACUUUUAGAAGUGUUGACAAUGUGUCAAGCCAUUUGUCUGUAACACUUCCUUGUAUAUAAACACCAUUUGCUGGGGUGGAUUUAAUCUCCAAUAGUAUAGGGUGUGAGCACCUCUGUAAUAAAAUUCAGAGAAGACAAUUAUUGAAAGACAGAUUGAAACCAGAUGGGCAAGAAUGGAAAGUGUGCAUUCUGUAUGCAUUCUGUCUCCAAAAAUGUCAGAUUAGUGUGACUGUCUCAGAAGACAGGAAAAAGAGCUACAGCAGUAGUUGAUAUAUUAUGAGCACCUAUCUUUGAAUAUCUGGUUUGAGACUACCCAGUUAUUUUUUGCAAUACUUAUAUCAAGAAUUUGUUUUUCCAAUGUAAUGAAUUCCUGUUUAUUGGAAAUGAAAAGCUUUUCUUGGAAAGAAGUAUCACUGCAUGCACAUUAAUAAUUAUUAUUUAACAACAUUUUAUGCAACAGUUUGAAAUAUUAACACUUGUAAUUAUCAAUUGCUGUUUUAGAUUUCUGUUAUGAAGAUUAAGUGUUUUGACUAGCAUAUGCUAGGAAGAGGCUCCACAGCUCUCUGUCCCUGGUGUCCCUUCUCUCUUAACUCUGUGUUGGAAUUCUCACCAUUUGAUGUUUGGAAAGAGCUGUGGAAUUGCCUAAAGGAGUUUUGGAUGAGCUGCUGGGCAGAAGGGGGGCGGGUGGGGAGAGAGAGACCAGACAUUCUGCAACCCUGCAUUAGAGUUUUCAUCCUGCUCAAAAAUUGUGCUUUAACUAUAAAUGAAUAUAGCGUUGUUAUUUUUUUGUAGUAUGUGAACGCUUGAAUAAAACAAUACAGAAUAAUGUGUGGGAACGGUACAACACGUUUUGUAGUGGAAGAAUUGUAUGUUGAAUGAGUGUUGUAAUUUAUAUGUGAGUUGUGACCAAAGUAGAGUCUACCAGUGGAUGGAUGGCAUGGUAGCUGAGGAGCAACCAUAUGUGAGAGCCCAGGAGUAUUGAAUGAUUGUUUCCUGUGCUGGGAAAGCCUUCCCACAGUAGUUCAUGCGCUGGUUACUUCAAGACUGGUUUACUGCAGUGCACUCUGUAUGACGCUUCCUUUGCACUUGAUGUGGAAGCUGCAGUUAGUGUCAAAUGCUUCAGCACGAUUGCUGACAGGAGUGAGGCUGUGGUAGCAAAUAGCACCAGUGCUCAAGUAUCCGCACUGGUUGCCGAUUCACUACCAUCCCAGAUUCAAUGUGUUACUAUUAGCAUAUAAAGCCCUUAACAAUUUGGGACCGGUUUAUGUACAAGAUUGCCAUACCCCACAUCCAUCUGUUUGACUGCUUUGGUCUGCAGAAUUGACACAACAAAACCCGUUCCGCAUUUGUAAUACAGUGGUACCUCAGGUUACAUACCCUUCAGGUUACAGACUCUGCUUACCCAGAAAUAUUACCUCGGGUUAAGAACUUUGCUUCAGGAUGAGAACAGAAAUCGCGCAGCAGCGGUGCAGUGGCAGCGGGAGGCCCCAUUAGCUAAAGUGGUGCUUCAGGUUAAGAACAGUUUCAGGUUAAGAACGGACCUCCUGAACGAAUUAAGUACGUAACCAGAGGUACCACUAUAACUUGAUCAUUUAGUGUGGCAGCACCUGCCCUUUGGAACUCUCUGCAUAUUGAGAUCAAGCAGGCACCUUCUCUGUACUCAUUUUAGCACUUCUUAAAAACUUUAUUAUUUAGACAAGCCUACCUAGAUGCUUAGAAAGUAGAGACAAUUUUAAUCUGUUUUAGUAUUUUAACUUUUGUAUGUUUUAAGGUAAGGUUUUAAUUUUUUCUUGAUUUUCUUGUUUUAUCUUUUUGUAAAGUGCUUUGAAGGUUUCUUUAACAGUGAAACAAUAAAUUUUAUGAAAAUAAAUAAACUGUGUGUGUGUACACACACACACACACACACACAAAAAUUACUUCUGUAAUACAUGCAUGUAAUGAAGUUAUACUAGUAUUCAUCCUCAUUAUUAAUGAGAAGCUAUAAUAAUAAAACCUGUCUUGCCUUUCUUCUGUAUUGCACUGAGAGAGAGAAAAAAUCUGUGUACAUAUUAUAGCAAUGCAAACAGGUGUUCAGACAACUGAAAGUAGUAACAUUUCUAUAGUUAGUACUUUGUACACUAGCAUGCUCCCUUUCACCAUCAGCUAAUUUAAGCGGAGCUCACCUUUCCCUGAAAGGAGAAGCUGUAAUAAUUUUUGUCAGCCCAGUUUUUCCUUUCUUACUCUGGGAACAAACAGCCCUUACCAGGGAGAGCAGCCACACCCAUAAUGAAUGCCUCCUUCUCUUGUGGUGUACACACUUAGAACUGCUUUUAGUUGAUCUCGGGCAAGGCAAAAGUAAAUAAACCAGACUUGGAAGUCUCCUACCCUUUCUUCUUGUACUGGUUGCUAGUGGAAGGGUGAAAAAAGUUUCUCUACUUUUGGAAUGAGUCCUCUAGUCAAGCUAGAAAGAAAGACAUUUCAAUCUCUAUUUGAAUUAUCAUGAACAUGUAUUGCUCAUCUAACAAGAGUCCUCAACUUUGGAAUUGCUCAAAAACUGUUGGAUCCAUAGGAAUCAAGGAAAACUAAACUUGCUAAUCAAAACUAAAAAAUAAGAUUAUCAGGAUAUACUGUUACCGUGAGAGCAGAGAUAUCUGUCAAACCCUCAACCCCUGGAGUAUUCAUUCAGAGAUAAAGUAAAUAGGGAUGGAGUGUUGCUUAGACAUAAUGUUUUACUUUCAUAUUAUGUGCUUGCUGAUGGAAAAUAUUCUCUUUUUAAAAAGCCUUUUUCAUGUUCUUAGUGGUUUGGUUCAAUCUUCUGCUUAACAUCAAAGACUCAUGUCAGACACAUAGGCCAUUUAUUUCUAGCAAUAACAUCUAAAAGGCAAAGUGCAGUUCAAACAUUAGACGUGGGUGCUGAUGAAUCAAUCAUCUUUUACUCCUGGCUCAGUCUGUCUCUCUCCUAACUAGAUGGCUAAAAUGGAUUGAUACUUUCAACUUUUGCCUUUGUUCAUUUAAAAAGAGGUUUCCCUCCCCAUUCUCAUGAAAGUGCUGCAUUGGCAUAUUUGAAGUUGUAGCUGUUUUCAUAGUUAGACCUAUUGGGCUACAUACUUGGUCUUGCCCACUGGUGUGUAUUAUACUGGUCAAGAAGAAUCCUUUUUCAGUUAACAAAUCUGUUUUUAGUUUCUAGACUGUAAGACAAUGCACAAGUGAUGGGGUGCAGGUGUCUGAGGUGUCAUGGGCAAGGAAAAUUGAAACAUAUUACAGUGGUACCUCAGGUUAAGUACUUAAUUCGCUCUGGAGGUCCGUACUUAACCUGAAACUGUUCUUAACCUGAAGCACCACUUUAGCUAAUGGGGCCUCCUGCUGCCUCUGCACUGCCGCUGCACGAUUUCUGUUCUCAUCCUGUAGCAAAGUUCUUAACCCGAGGUACUAUUUCUGGGUUAGCGGAGUCUGUAACCUGAAGCGUAUGUAACCCAAGGUACCACUGUACUUUGAAUCCUCCCAAUUUGCUAUGUGAAUCACAUCAAGUCCUGUUGUCUCUGCAAUGAUGCAAGGGGAUAUUGAGCCCAUGCCUUCGGGUCAUGCUUUCAUUGUUGUUGUUGUUUAGAAGGUGGGAAAGAGUUGGAAUCCAAGGACACCUGGAAAGACCACAGGUUCUCCACCUCUUUCUUACAGGGUCAUUGUAAACGUAAUAAGAUAAUGAACAUGAAGCUUUUCAUAUAUUUAAAAUUGUAAUAUAUAUGUUGCACACUUGAGCAUAAGCAGAGAUAAUAAUAUACAAAUUGCUGUCCUGUUUGAACAGAUUUUUCUAAUUUGCAUUCAGAUUAAGACCAGGAUCUAUAUUAUUUGGCAUUUUGGGCAAAUUGUACUGUAUCAAGAGACAAUUUGUGCUGUUAUGCUAAUCUGCUUAGUUGUUGGAAAUCAAGUGGACAUUUAAUAUCUAAAAAUAGAUUAUUGGAGGUCAUCAGCUUGAAUGUGCAUUCACAUUCUCAAACUAUCCCGCUAUGUAAAUGGAAUAGUAUCCUGAGAAAAGCCCUGGCAAAUAGCUGCACACGUGGCUUAGUCUUGAACUGUUGAUCUGUUCUCUCAGCCACUCUUCUGGAAAUAGAAUGUUAUCACCAACAUUGUCAGGUUCCUUAGGAAUGUGUGAAUGAAUAGGAUUCAUCCCACCCACACAAUGUUAGCACUGAGGUUAGUGUGCAAAUACAAAAACUUGAAAUUAGGUUUGGAAUGCAAUUCAUCUGGAGUGGAAAUAGCCAUGCAUUUUAUUUUGUUUACAAAGGCUUUAUUUAAACCAUUGUAAAACACUUCAAACCGCAUUUCCAUUACUACUUCCACUGAAACGAACUGAGAUUAUUAUUUCACCAUUCAGUUCUGCUAAGUUCCCUAUCAUGACUCCAGCACUUUCCUUUUUGCCUUCUUUGUGCUGGGUUCUGCUUUUGAGCACAGAGUAUAUGUCUGACCCAUAUAUACAGAGUAUAUACCUGUAGACGCUGCUAUACUUCUGGCAGAUCUGCUGGUGGUUGCGGGAGCCCCAGCAUUCCUGCCUUCUUGAGAGGCCUAUCCCAGAAACUGAAAAUGUAGAAUUUAGUGGUCAUGUAGCAGACCAUCUUACCGUCUCUUAAAAUAAAAGAACCUCAAAUAUUGAGAAGAAGUGAUUUUCUAUGAUGUGUUGUGCUGUGUUACAGUAUAGUAAAGAUGCCUGUUUAUUCCUCCUUUGGACAGUCUUAUGGGUUGCUUUAAUACAGAGAUGGUUAAUUUUUUUCUAUCUGAGAGCCACAUUGCCCCAUGUUGAACCCUCAGUGGUGGGUGGGAUGAAAUGUAAAAAUGAGUAUGGAAAAAAUAAACACACAAAUUUGGGGAGCUUGGAGGAACCAUAAAAAACUUUGGACACCACAGCAGGGCAUGCAUAGGAACAAUUUUUCUUGGGGGGGGGGGGAACCCUCAGAUUCUAAAAACUUUUUUAAAAGAACAAAAAUAUGAUAGGUACAAAUCUGUUGAGGAGCCUUUGUUAGCUACCCCAGUUUAAUACCUUGAAAAUUGAGAAAUUACAUAUCAUACUUAGGACAGAAGCAUGUUUUGGUGGUGAAUUAGCAUAAGCAGUUGCACUAAUCUUUGUAGGACAAAAAUUCUGUUUUCUGAUGUGAUACGCACACAGUGCUUUUUUUUCUUUAAAAAAUGUUUAGGAGUACUCUCAUUUUGACUCAAGAAAAUCACCAUUUUAUAGUUCAAAUCAGGAAAAAUAAAUACAGUAAAUGGACAAAAGUACAAAGAUUCACAAAAUGUUUAAGGGUAUGCAUCGCCCUGCAUCCCCCCAGAAAAAAAGCACUGUAUAUAUGGGUCAGAUAUAAAAACUUUUUGAUCUUCUGCCUCUAAAAAACAACAGGAGGAAUAGCAGUAUCAGCCCCAUCUUCUAUAAUGUUUUUAUCCAAUCCUUGUUUGAAAUAGUAACACUGUAGAAACAUUUUGGUUGUCCGUCCCCGUGUCCCCCCUCCCCGUCCCCCACCAUAUAGGAACUUUCACACUUUCCCCCUUCCUACCUCUUGCUAAUGAUGUUCAAAGGCUCUUGUAAUGGGAAUUAGACUUUUUCCCCUUUGGUUUUCCUGAGAGUGAUCUUGUAUCAGUUACAGAUGCUCAUUUUUGUUUUGGAUUGGGAAGGUGUGCAUUAAUUUAACUAAAGGAAAGGCUGUUUUCUCUACAAAUUUAUGUAGUUUAAUACAAUUUCUGGAAGAGUUAAAUGAAUCUCAUCUAAGUCAUAUAUUUAGUUGAGCUGAUGAACUGCAAACAGUUUAGGACAAGAGGCUGAAACUGAUGAUAAAUUAGCCACAGGCAACGUAUCAUUUUAAAAAUUCAUUUAUAAGAUAGAUAGAUAGAUAGAUAGAUAGAUAGAUUCUGUAUAAGGCUACUGCUUUCUUGCCUCAGCCCCAUCUAUUUUAUAAUGGGUAGUUUUUCCAAAAAGGAAAGAAUUCCCAGAAAUAGAUGAAAUGUCAACAGAAAAGUUUGAACAAUUAUUUAGUUUAAAAUAUCAGUAAAAAUACUGAUAGUAGUCACAUCUAAGUUAAUGUAAAUGAGCAAAUUAUCUGGCAAUGGAUUGCUUGAGAGCAAUUAUACUCCCUUUUAAAAGGGGGUAGCAAAUGAAGAUAAAGUACCUUGCCAUAUAAGUCAUUUAUACAAAUGAAAUUAUUAUUCAUACAAAUGUAAUUACCAGUAAGACUUUCACCUCAUGUUCUGCACCAAGCAAGCCACUUUUGAAAUGAAGAAGAUAAAACACAGAGAUCUGUCUCUCAAAGAAAAAGUAAUAGGUCUUUUGGUUCCUGGUAGAUAUGUUUGACAAAGAACAAGUGUGCCUUUUGAAACCAAAGGAUUUUUUUUUACAGUUAGAAGCACUUUGAAUCAGCUUCCCUUUUUGACUAAACACUUGGAAAGAACUUGACAGCUGUUAAGGCAAGUAGAGUUAACUCUGAGUAUUAGCUCUGAAAUGAAAUAACUCUGCAGUUUGUUAUAAUAACGUAUAGUUGAUUCCAAAAGUUUAGAGUAAGCAGCUAAAGAAUUAUCUUAAACUAAUCUUAAAAUCUGUUAUAAAAUCCUCCCAUAAUCUCAAACAUUUGUCUGUCCAGCUGCCAAAAUCUUAGCCCUUAAUUAGGCAAACUUCUAAGAAAGGAAUGGAAACUUUGCCUGAUGGUGAACUGUUGUUAUUAUUAUUUAUAAAAUUUCUAUAUUGCCCUUCAUCCGAAGAUCACAGGGGAGUUUACAAUAUAAAAACACAAAAAUACAUGCCAUAAUAACAAACAAAACAAUACCCAUUCCUCAGUUUAAAAGGACAUAGAUUAUUUAAUUAGCCAAAGGUGAGGGAGAAGAGUAAUGUUUUUACCCAACGCCUAAAGAUAUGCAAGCCUUGCCAGAUGGAUACCAUGGUUGAUGGUAUUGAAAGCUGCUGAGAGGUUGAGGAGAUUUUACAGCAGCCACAGAUCUGAGGUCCUGGCUGAUGGGAUAACCACAAUUUCCCAGGAGGAGGAGGGACUGGCACAUGGCAGUCACACACUGUCUGUGCCUUGUGCUCUUUACCCUGCCUGCCCCACCAUACUCCCACCAUACUGUGUUCUGUAAUCCCCCCCCAGCUCCUCUCCUCUCAGACACAUCUCCCCUCCCUCAAUAAAAGCAAACAACAGUUAGAAAAGUUUGUAGCAGUGGCCCUGUCUCUGCUUUGUAGCUGGUGCUGCAGCCAGAAGCUGUAAAUUGGCUAUAGGUGUGGAAGUCACAGGACUACUGCUGUCACCUUCUGGUACCAGAUUGCUGGAUGGUGAGAGGCUCAGCAGGUGCAAGCUGUAGGAUUAUGCUUUCUUUUCUGUUCACAAUAGCAAGAAAAAUGUAACUGGGUGUGUUGAGUCAGUCAGAUUUAUGAUGGUGAGCUUACUUAUCCUGAAAGUAAGCAUCAGUGAACUUUGUUCUCAGUAGACAUGCAUAGGAUUGCCCUACACAGUUUAUGGCACAUAGUAGAAUGAAUAUUUAAUACUGACAUGGACUGUGGAAAACAAAACACAAAGCAUUCAUUUUAUUACUAUUAAAUAUAAAUAUAAAAAAUGCAGAUGUUGUGCCUUUUUUUGUUUUGUUUGUAGGUGUGAUAAAGUAGAAAUACGUUAAACCUGAUUGUUGAUUCCCACCACACACACUAUGUUUUCAUGUUUUAGUAUACCUUUAUUCUGACUGGAGGUGAUUUUAAGUUUCCCACUUCUACCCUCUGCCAGAAAACAGAUGCAGUUAAAAAAAAACACCACCUCGUAGAAUUGUAGAGUUGGAAGGGACCCCAAGGAUCAUCUAGUCCAACCCCCCCUGUGGUGCAGGAUUCUCAACUGAACCAUCCAGGACAGAUGGCCAUCCAACCUCUGCUUUAAAACCCUUAAGGAAUGAGAGCCCACCACCUUCCAAGGGUGCCCAUUCCACUGUUGAACAGCUCUUACUGUCAGAAAGUUCUUCCUGCUCUUGCCUCUUUAAAAACUUUCUAUAUGUGAAAUGGUUUUCAAAAAUUAAAACUUGGACAGGUUUUUAAAUGUUUGAAACAAUUCAAAUUAACUGGAAUGUGGUAAUGAUUUGGUGGAGUCUUUUUAAAUGUUAUAUCCUCAUAUUCUGAUUCCAAAUUAAAAUUAUGCAUUUGGCUUAGUUCCUAAAUAUACAUCAAUAGUGUGCUUAAGUUUCAUGUUGGGGCUUUUUGCCAUUGGAAUAUUUUAUCCAGCUGAAAUUUAAGGUGUUUGCUUGUUUGAAUAUGUAGACCCCCUUAUGAGAAGGCAAACUGGGUGAAUGAUGACUGGAUGGAAUAUAUUACUUUGAAAUAGUCUUUCUUUCGCCAGACCUUUAUUAGGCAUUACAGAUAUAAUACAGAAUAGUAUUAAACUAGUAAUUACUGGAGUUUUGAAGAUAGGAAUGCCCCCAAACUAUAUAGUAACAUAUUCUUUCCAGCACCUUGGUGACCUGGAACAAAAGCAGCAAUGCCUUUUAAGGCUGUAUCAUAGAUCAGUUAAUCAAUAGAAAGGGUCUUAAGUAGUUCGGGACACAUACUGCAGCUGUCCAACAAUUUUCUUCUUUUUUCCUGACCUGAUACCAUACAGGAGUAAUUGCAUGGUUACUUGAUUUCUAGAACAUUUACACUAACCAUGUGCUGUACACAUGUCAAAGUGUCCUAGACUCUGCGUAGACUAACAGUCUAAAAAACCAGAGACAUGAGGGGAGGGGAGGGCCAAUGGCAGAGCAAGGAAAAUAUGGUGUUAACAAGCAUUAAUAUCUAGACGGUGCCAGGCUUGAUCUGUCUUUGCUAGUGUUUUUGCUUGCAUGGCUAUAGAGCAAGCACUCAAAAGCUAGAGCAAGUCCUAGAGCAAGCCACUUGCUCUACUAAAUGGGAAUAUUCUGUUGACUUCAGUUGAGUUCAUUGCAUAUUCUCUUCAGCUAGAUAUUUUGGAAAGUGGGCUGUCUGCCUGUUUGUUUUCUAAAUAUUUGAACGCCUAUCAAGAUAUUGUUGUGAAACUUGGCACGAUGGUUCCCAAGUAGGGUGGCAGACUUUGUUGCUAUUUGGACACUGGGUGCCAUUUUCAGGCACAGUGGUUCCUAAGGUUGGGAUGGGGGUCAAUGUUUGGACACCAUAUGCCAUUUUGAAUAAAGAUGGCGAACUGAAACAUGACUUUGGUAUGACUUCAUGCAAUUUUUGGUGUGUUGGGUCCAAACUCACAAAACUAUCCAUUAAAAAGCCCCACAAUUAUUAUUUUUUUACUAAAAAGUAAGCACUGGACGCUCCCCACUAGUAUCCUGUAUGUGAGCUAAGAUAGAAUUGUUUGGACCGAAGCAAGGAAAUGUAGCUGUGGCCCAUGUAACUGAUAAAUUACUACAAGAAAAGCAUUGUUUUUAAAGUGAAAAUGUAUCAUAAGAAUUAUCAUGCAAGUCUCUCCUGUGUUAAUUUUUCAUUUCCAUCAAGAUGCUUGAGACACGUCUGGCUGUUGAAUUUUUGUAAAAUUAUUUUAUACUUCUUGCAUUCUAUGUGCUUAAGGCUUUGGCAAUAUUUAGGGAUGGAAGAAUUGUUGCGUUAUUGUCAGUUGUUUCCAAUGAGGAAAUCACUGCUUGGUAAAGCUGUUUGCAUUCCUGUGGCCUGUGGUAUAAGGAAAUAUCAUGCUAUAAAAAUUCCCAAUUAUUUCCCUAAGGAUCUCUUUUCUAAAUCCUUUGAUGCCUUGGGGGUGGGAGUUGGAAGUGAAGUAGAAAACACAGAAAUCUAGUUUCUAAGCCAUAAGUAUGCAACCUCAAGCUUUGUUAACAUAUUCUAGUUUUAUCUUUAUUUUUAGAAACCAAGGUCAUGAAUUGUACCAGAGUGGCUUCCCUUAAUUUCAUCAAACUAAUAAGCUAAUAACUGUGAGAGAAUAUUUUUUACUUCAGAAAAAAGCAUGCCGUGCAACUUUGAAUGUACUGUACUGUGACUCCUUUGAUACAUGGUUACUUUUGUACGUUAGAGACAGUGAGAACACUCUGUCCAGUUCGGGGCACCACAAUUUAAGCGUAUUGAAAGCUUGUGGCGUGCAGAGGAGGGUGACCAAGAUGAUAAAGGGUCUGGAAACCAAGUCUUAUGGGGAACUGUUGAGGGAAUUGAGUAUGCUUAGCUUGGUAAAGAGGAGACUGAGAGAAGAUAUGAAAGCAAUCUUCAAAUUCUAAAUGGUUGUCGCUUAUGGAGCAAGCUUGCUUUCUCCUGCUCCAUGGCUAGGACCCAAACCAUUUUUGCUGUUCUUUGCCUGAUAAUGGUGUUAAGAAAAAAUGAAUCAAAAAUAGUGCCCAGAUUUCGCGUACCAUUCUCUGGCGGCAAAUUUGGGUAUUUCUGGAUAUUUGUAAGGCACCUACGGUAAGUCUUCAAAAAUUGGUGCAUGCAUUCUGUUUUGUAGUGAAAGAAAUUCAACAUUACACUAUGUCAAGUGUUCCAUCAGAGCAAGCAUUUCAGCUAGACCACUGACAGCUUGAUCCACCCUCCUCUUGUGUACUGUUCUGGGGAAUCUCCUGAACCCACCCACCCCCGCCAAUUUCAGGGGCAUGCAGGGAAAAUUCCUUUUGUGCAAGUCCUUGUGUGGGCAUCCACUGACAGGACUCAAUAGUUGGAUCCCACCCAAUGUCAUUUUUAUUUUUAAAGCUUAAAUCAGUACAGGUGGCAGCAGAGAUUUUAUUUCGGGUUGCUUCAUGGUAAUUGCUAUUUCCCUCUACGCUGUAUCGUUCUGUGACGGGAGCGGGGAGGACUGUGAGUGGGGCUGGACACAAUUUUCCACAGACUGUGUCAGAAUGAAUGCUAUGGCCAGGAUAUUUUGUGGGGGUAAAUGGCGGCCACCAGGACGAAGCCUGCAAAAGUACCGUUCUCUGCAUGUGCUAUAAAAUGAAUGGGAGGGGUUGGACUUUGCUUCUCUUUGGACAGGCCAUUUGCAGAAACCGUACAAACCUGUUGUGCUGCUUCUGCCUUCUGCAAAGUCAGAAUGGUGAGAGAUUCGACUGUUUCCUCCUCAGGGUUCUUUGCAGUUUAUGAAAAACUUCAGGAGGAGAGGAGAUUGCUAUCUUGGUGUCCUGCUAAUUUGAUUUGAGAAGUAUUGGCAAUUAGAACUCGAUGGCAAACUGAUUUUACGGUGCUUUUUGAAUGUCCAGUUAGGCACUAUCUAACCUUACUUUCUAAGAGCAAUUUUGAUUUGUAAUCAAAGAUUCAUAAAAAACAAGCUUCAUAUAAACAUUGGCUAGAAUCCAUUAUAUUGUUAAACAUGCUGAAGUCCUUUUGAUUUCAGUUGUCCAUCCCUCUUGCAGCCAAUUUUGAGGAACCAGAGGAGUUGAGUUCAGUUUCCUGAACACUUAGUUGGUUUUUUAAAAAAAAAAAUAAGUCAACAAAUACAGUGUUUUUGAGUGGCUGUAUGUGCUCAGGUAAAGUUAUACUGAAAUUUACAAUCUGUGCAAGUUCUGUCUGGAGCUGACAUGCUUUGCUUUAUUUUUGUUUGCAGGUCAGAAGGGAGAGAGAACUGUGAAAAUAACAUCCAGGUAACAAAUGUGAUUUUGUGGAAAUUAAUAGCAAGAAAAUGAAUAUUUAUUUUUUUGCUGGAUGAUUAAGAAUAAGAUUGUACCAUUAACAAAGAUUGAUAGUACUUCUGAAAAUUAUUGGUGAAUUUAACGCCAACUCUAUAUGGAUAUUGCUGGGGUUUUUUUCCAUAAUUUAUUAAGUUUUCAAUUUUACAUUUCAAUUUUUUUUUUUGGAAACUUUAAAAGAUCCAGUGACUUCCAUUCUUCUCCUUCCAUGGUUCAUUCUUCAUAUCAUACAUUCCUGCAUAUUUUACUAUAACCAUUCAAAUCAGUUUUCCACUUUUAAAUCGCUCAAAUAUUAUUUACAGUGUUUAAUUUAACUUAAUGCUGCCAGCGUUUUCAGCUGAGUACAGUUAUUUUCCAUAUAUACAAUAAACGUUUUCCACUCUUCUUUAAUUAUAUGUUCUUCUUGCUCUCACACUAUUGCUCUUCUCCAAAGCUUUUAAUUUUUCUAAUGCUUUGGGAACACUCUCUAAAGGUUGUCCUAAUGUCAACAACACAUCUUCAGCAAAUCCCCUUAAUUUAUAGAUUCUACGUCCCACCUCAAUACCUUUAAUUUCCCUAUUUCACCUUAUAUUCUGAAGCAAUAUUUCAAACUCAUAAGAAACAGUGGAGAUGGGGACAGCCUUGUCUCGUUCCUUUUUCUACUUGGCAUUGGUCUGAAAGAAUAUUGUUUACUAAUAUAUUUGCAGAUUGAUCAGUAUAGAUUGCGUUAACUCCUGCUAGGAAAGGCUUACCUAUUUCCAUUUUCUCUAAAACCUUAAUCAUAAAUAAUCAUGAACUAUUGUCAAAAGCUUUCUCUGCAUCUAGAAAGAUUUAACACAGCCUGUUUCUUACUUCUAGGUACUUUAUUAAAUUGAUUACAUUUCUUACAUUGUCUUUCAUUUGUCGACCUGGUAAAAACCUGGCCUUGAGUCACAUGUCGUUUUCAGUCUAAUAGCCAGGAUUGUAGCAAAUAGUUUAUAGUCACAGUUCAAUAAUGAAAUAGGUCUGUAAUUUUUAGUCUAUGUUAAGUCACUGUAUUGUUUGGGGAUCAGAGUAAUGAAUGCGUCUUUCCAUGAAGCUGGUACUCCCAUCACCAGAAUUCUGUUAAUGGUGUCCUUAAGUGGUUCUAUAAGUGCAUCCUGAAACUUUUAAUAAUAAAUUGCAGUAAGUCCAUCUGGCUCCAGUGCUUUUCCCAACUCAUAUGGAUAUUGUUAACAUAAUUGACGUUGCUGCUAUUUUUUAUUUUUGCUAUACCUUAUUUAUCUCCGUCUUUUUACCCAAGCACAGUAACUCAGUAGAACAGAUAACUGUUGAUAGUGCUGCCUCUUCUCUUCUCUGCACCCCUUUCUACUAACCAUCUGUCACUAGACAUUGUGUGUCUACAAAUUUUAAAACUUCUGAGCAGUUAAUAAAACAGUUCAUAAUGCAUAAGCAGCUGAACCAAUGGCUGGGGUGGUGGUGUAUGAAUUUCAGUCAACUGCAUAGGUUGUUUUCUGUUGUCAAAUUUUAGCUGAUGAUUUGCCAGAAAAGCAAAUCAGGUAUACCCUACCUGAUUAUUGGGGGUGCGUGGGAAUUAUUAUUCUCUUUGUUACAUAAUUACAUGACCUUGGCUUUGCCCUAGUCAAAGGGUGAGCAACCUACUUUCUCUUUAGGAUUACUUUCCCUCAGGGGUAACCUGUCAGAGGCUGAGUGUAGACUGAAUUCAGUCCAAUUUACUAUUUGUAGAACUCUCCAAUUCACCUGGGUAAAAUCUGUUCAUGCAUAUGACUUGUCCCAGCUAUGCAGCAGUUUGUCAGUUGUCCAUGACACUUUCUCUCCAGCUGUCAUGGCUCAUUCCCUAAAAAGAUUUCAAAGGCGAAUUUCCCAUAUCCCAAAGGAAGAGGAAUCUGAUGGGAAUUGUCACCCUGGAACUGAAACUGAUAAGUAACACACAACUGUCUCCAAACAGCAAAUGGUUACUUUCUUCCGCCUGUCAAUUUAUCUGAACCUACCUAGCAAACCAGUGUGGAAGGAGGCAAUCUGAGAACUAUCCCCUCACCUGUAUGACUACAGAAGUCUUCAUAUACAUGACAAUUAUCCAAGAUUUGUUUGAAUUAAUGUUUCUCAAAUGUUGAGUCAGGACUUGUCAUUUGGUUUCCACAACCUUGGUUGAGCUUGUUAGCAAAAAAAUCACAGCAAAUAUUAAGGGCAGUAAAACCCAAAUAUCUAGUAAGCUUUCACUUUAGAUCAGAAGUUGGAACACUUAGCUUCUGAACAAAAAUAAAAUUCUGUAGCUGAGCACAACACAUUUUCAACACAAUUGUCUGUGUAGGAAACAGCAUAUAUCCUGUGUGAACAUCCUUAUGUGUCACUGGUGCAUUUGUGCAUGUGUCUUUUACAGUAUGAACACAGGCUCUGCAUAGUUUGUGCACAUGGAAAACUGCAUGUCAUUUUUUGCUUGAAUCUGAGGUCUGUUUUAGAAAUGUGUAAUAUGUGAAGUGGCAACUAGGAAAAUGAUUUGGAGCCCCUGGUCUGUGUGCUGUCCAUAGUUUAGAUAUUACUUGUCUCCAUUUAUGCCUAUCCAAUAAGACCACCAUCUUAAAUCCUCCUCUGAUGCCACCACAGGUGGGAUAUAGCAAAAGAUUAUCACAGAGGACCUUUUCAGUGGUGCCCCCUGCAUCUUUAAAACCAUGUCCCCAGAGUAGCUUGAACUUGAUAUCAUUUUGGCACAAGACAGAAAUCAUUUUAUUUCUCUCAUGCUUUUAAAUCUUUUAAGGUCCAAUCUAGUUUUUAAAUCCCUGCCAAAUGAUUGUAUGCUGCUAUUGCAUGUUAAUAUUGGUUCUGUUUGAUGUAUGUCUUUUAAAUUGUCUGGUAUUUUGAUUUGCAAGCUGCCCUGUGAAUUUUUGCUAGCGUGGGAAUAUAAACACUUAGAAUGAAUAAAUAAACACAGGGCCAGCACUUCCACGAGCCAAGCUGAGACAAUUGUCUCUGGAAGCGUGGACAGUGAAUGGGUGUCCUCUGGGCUCUCUGCUUGCUGGCUUGCUUGCGGGCCACCCACCCAGUGAGGCUCCAGUGAGCUCUUCCACCUUCUCCUCUUUCUUGCCUAGCUCUGUUUUUAAACUCGUAACUAACUAGAUUUACACAGAAUGUCCAGCGCCUGCAGCAAAGUGGUGGCAGCACAGGGGUUCCUGGCCAAUGUAUUCAGAAGACUGGGCUCUGAGGGACAAUCCACUUGGCAUUUCCUCUGAGCAAGGUAGGGAGGGGAAAGAGAGAGACCACCAGUGCUGCCACCACUAAUGCAUUGUUAAAACAAAACAAAAAGUAAGUGAGAAAAGUGGAAGGGGAUUAGCAUGAGCAAGAGGAGUGUGAGAAAGAGGAGGAGCAGGAACUAGGCCUAAAUAAACCAGCAAUUCAGAUACACAGGGAUGUUAAUGGUACUUUUUGGAACAUCCAGGGAAGGAACAGAAUGGAAUCAGGUUGAAGUAUUAAUGCUAUCUUAAAGCUAGAACUUCUGGUCCUCUUAAGCAAGAGAUGAGGAUUCUGGCUCUCCAUAUAUUGUUGGACCAGCUGUCAUUAUCCCUGACUAUUGACUAUCUUGGCUAGGGCUAAUAGAAGUCGAAAUCUAAUAUUUUGUUCUUCAUUCUUAUCUUAGCCAAAUAUUAUCAGAACUUCAAAGGACAUUGUUGAACAUUUAGACAAAAAGUUGGAAAACAGUACUGUGUGUUAAAGUGCUCAAAAUUGUGAUGUGGGAAUCAGAAUCUGUUGUAUGUGGAACUCGGUUUAUGAUUAAGAGGUAGAACUUAAGUACCUUCAAGUGAAGUGAAAGAACCUUCAGAUAAGUUCUGUUUUCCAUUGGAUCCUUUUCCCCCCUAAUUGGAUGUCUGGGUUGCCUUCUUUUGAGUCUUCUAAAUCUUUCAUCAAAUCCCAGUCAGAAAUCUUAUGGCACUCUCUUGACAGAUAUUCAUUAGAGAUUUUUAGAACUGAUUCUGCGAUGUGUGGGAUCUUGAAUUAUUACUUGUGAAUAGCAAUGGUAUUUUUUCUCUCCUAUAUUGUUGGUUUGCUUUGAUAUCCUACCCUUCCACCAGCAGUCUCAAAGCAACACACAUCAUUCUCUGUGCUCUGCCUGUUUGUUCUCAUAACAAUCCUAUGAUAUAAUGACUGGUCCAAGAUCACUCAGGGAUCAUCAUAGCAGAAUAGGGAUCAGAACCCAAAUCUACCCAGUACUAGUCCAACACUCUUAAGUAUCAUACUGUCCCAAGGUAUGCUUGCUAUAUAUUUGCUACAGUUAUAUAGGAUUCCUAUGAUUUGCUUUAUUUUACUUCAGAUACCACAGUAAAAACAGGAUGUGCUAAUGGUGUUAUCUACUCUGGAAAGGAAAGAAGUACUGUUUUCACUGUAGCUUCUUUUUUCCUGUAACUUCUUUUUCCUGUUGAUCACAGGAAACUCUUUAGUAAGAUAGUCCCUCUUUUGCCUGAGUGUUCACAACUGUGCGCUGUAACAUGCAAGGAAAUGGCUUUGUGUCUCUUCUCUCUUUCCCAGCCACUCUUCAUUGCUGAUUGUGCUAAUAUAUCAAACUAUAGUUUUUACUAAAAUGAUGACAUAUUGGAAUGCUGCCCAGAUGCUAGUGCAAACAAUAUGUGAAUAUUAUCUUCAAGCAACGUGGUAGUUCCCAGUUAAAAAUUAACUUAAGAAGGAGUGUGAAUUCAUGACAUUUGUAGAUUAAAAUAGUGUUUACUUGCAUCCUGCACAGUAAUGACCUUAACACUCCAUCUGAACAAAUUAAAUUAAAGUUUUGGAAAUGAUGAAAGCCAGCAGUGCUUAUCAGUGCUCACAUACCGUUGUUGUUCUUGCUGCUGCUGCAAACCAGGAGGUAGAGGGGGAAUGUUAAUGCAGUGCAGCCCCUCUACCUCCUGUAAUAAUAAUAGUAAUAAUAAUUUUAUUACAUUGCAUUUUGGAGCUCAUUGAAACAACUGCCAAGAAGCUCUUUGGGAGUUUACAAAGCGCUGGUGUUAACUUGGGUUCACCUGCUGUGUUCUUGCUUCUGUACUCUUAAAAUGCUUGUUCAGUUCUUCAAAAUAAUAGGUAGGCACUUAUAACAGAAAAUAGAGAGAAAUGUUCACAGCAGAAUCCCUUAGUGCAGUGUUUCCCAACCUUUGGGCCUCCAGCUGUUUUCGAACUACAAUUCCCAUCAUCCCUGACCACUGGUCUUGCUAGCUGAGGAUUAUGGGAGUUGUUGUCCAAAAACAGCUGGAGGCCCAAGGUUGGGAAAUGCUGCCUUAGUGUAUCAAACUUCAGUUCUGUUGUCUGUUUUUAAUCCAUUUUGUUGGAGAAGGUAUUUGUUUUCAAAUCUGUCCUGAGCUUUUAUAAUGGGGCAGGCUAAAAAUCCAUAUAAAUCCUAAUACCAGUAAAAUGAGGAUUUGCCAUUUUCAGUUACCAUAGAAAAGCUAACUCGUCAGCUGAACAAGAACAUUGGCAGAGUAACACUAUUAGGACCCUUCUAUAAAGAUAGGUUUGUUCUUGCCUCAACCUAUAUACCAUCUCUGUUGUGUUACGUUCAUUAUUCCAAAAGUUUUUUGUAUUCCAUUUUUGACUAACAUAGCUUGAACCUAUGUUUUAAAGGAAGACAUACAGGACUACAGAAUGCAAGGUAGGACUAAAAUAAGGAAAUACAUAGCCACUGCCCUCAACUGUGUUUGCAUAACUUUUCCUGCACCAGAAUAUGAACUUUUUGACACAGAUUCAAAUUGUCAACAUCCCUGUCCAUGAGGCUUACUACGAGCCAGCCUGCAAAAUUUAAUUAGGUUACCGUAAUUUUCGCUCCAAAACACGCACUUUUUUUGCUCCUAGAAAGUAAGGGAAAAUGCCUGUGCGUGUUACGGAGUGAAUGCACUCGACCGGAGCCAUGGCUGCUGUCAGUCAAGCAAAGCGGGAGCCGCUUGCAGGGCUUCUGUCCCGCUUUGCGCGGCUCUAGCUUUGCUUGCUUUACAGCCAGGAGGAGGGGGAGGAGCCGGGGAGGAGGAAGGGAAGGAGAGCCAUGGCAGCAAAGCGGGCAGCAGCCGCUUACACGGGAGGAGGGACAGACGGGAGCCGGAAGGUCCGUGUGCUCUCUAAACGGAGCAAUGAGGCUGCAGAGGGACGGCAGGGCACAGGAGGGCUCUGAGCCACGAGCUCAGUGAAAACCAGUAAAAAAUGUUUUUAAAAAGGCUGCUGGGGACAGGAGGGCACGGGAUGAGGGAGAGGGGAAAAUUACGAUUCUCCCAGCGUCUCAGCUGAUCCGCUGAGCAGGACUUGGGUUGCAGGGGAUUCGCCAUUAGCUGCAUAAAGCAGCAAAGAGGGAGAGAAGGAGCAAAGCGGGAGAGGAAAGGAGCUGCUUACACUGCUGUAAGUGGCUGCUGUCUGGUUGGCUCCUUUAAAGCAACAGUGCUCUUUCCCUCCCCCCUCCCCGCUCAGCUUGCCGAAAAGCUCCUUUUCCACACACCCCACGCGAGCUCCUUCUCCCCUUAAACCCCUCUCCUGCAUCAUUAGCAGCAUCCUUCUCCACACACCCCAUGCGUGUUCCUUCUCCCCUUAAACUCCUCUUCUGCAUCAUUAGCAGCAUCCUUCUCCACACACCCCACGCGUGUUCCUUCUCCCCUUAAACCCCUCUUCUGCAUUAUUAGCAGCAUCCUUCUCCACACACCCCACGCGUGUUCCUUCUCCCCUUAAACCCCUCUUCUGCAUUAUUAGCAGCAUCCUUCUCCACACACCCCACGCGUGUUCCUUCUCCCCUUAAACCCCUCUUCUGCAUUAUUAGCAGCAUCCUUCUCCACACACCCCACGCGUGCUCCUUGUCCCUUGAAUGCUUUUCCUUCCCUCCCCAUUUAAAACGUGGUUACAAAGCACGGAUCCACAUGGAUCCUCAGGAUUUUUGCACUGGGUCACCCCACGUUCACCAUCAGAUCACAUAGCAUAUCCAUGGCUACAGCCUGCACCAAAAAACACACACGCACCCACUGUUUCAUGGGGCUGCAAUGGCGCAAACACGUGGUUACAAAGCAUGGAUCCAUGGAUCCUCAGGAUUUUUGCAUUGGGCUACCCCAAACUCACCGUCAGAUCACGUCUGUGGCCACAGCAUGAACCACAAAAAUCAUACAUCCACUGUUUCGUUUAGAAUAUUUUAUUUCUUGUUUUCCUCCUCUAAAAACUACGUGCGUGUUAUGGUCAGGUGCGUGUUGUAGAGCGAAAAAUACGGCAAUCUACAUUUGUUUGAUGACAAAUAUACCGAGUUGACUCUUAACUCUUAACUGACUCUUAACUCCACAUGACUUUGUACAAUCUUAUUACCUCACAAGUAUCUAAAUAGGGAGUUUCCUAAAGAUGCUUUCUGGGCAGAUUAAUGAAUUUGCCUAGAAAGUAUCUUAAGGAAUACCUUUUGAAAACAAAUCUUGUGUUUUAAAAUAUAUCAAGUAGCUGUUAUUUUACUUACAGCGUCUGCAGAGUGUUAAAAUGCUCUUCCUUAUCUGCCCAACGGUCCCUCCUCUUUCCAGUACCAUACGCAAGCAUGAAGGCCGUUUUCUGGCAGCAGAUAAAUUUCCAUAUCGCUUUCCCUGUCAGAUUCCUGGGCUAUGAGAUAAAGUGGUUUCAUACAACACAAAAAGGAGAAGGUUAAUGUAAAGUUCUUGAUUGCACUUAUGGGUAAGAAAAACUUGGCUAAGGCUUUUAAAAGAAAUUAUGCAGGAGUAAGUUCUGGUGGGAGUUGAAAUGUUGCUGUUUUUCUCCUCUCUCCCCCAACAUGGAUGGUGUUUUCCAGUUCAGUUCUAGGGGCCUCAUUUAAGGUAAGCAUCACAAUCUGUUCUUUCCCUUGCACGUUCAGUUGUAGGGUGGUUCAGGUUUAAGAGAAUUGCAUGUUUAGUUUCUGAGACAUGUUUUUUUUUCUGAACCUUUUCAUGAAAUCUUUCUUUAGUUUUGCAAGUGACCGGGUUGGGGGGCAGUUAUAUUCUGCUGUUAUACAAGAAUUCUCAAUUUAGGUUUGAAAUAAACUAGAAUAAAGGAUUGUAAGAAAAUAUUCACCCUAAUGUUGCAGCACUUAAUUCUAAGCUCUUGCCUCCUGCUUUGCUAUCUUAGAAGUAACCAACUCAGACAAACUUAAAACAAUAGGUUCUCUCUUGUUUUUAUAAACUUGUUGGAACGUUGAAAUGAAAAGUAACCGUUGGGAAACAAACUUUUAUCCCACAAGCCUUCACUUUUUAACCAGCAGAGUUGUAAAUCGUCAAUAGAUGUCAUUUUUGUCCUUCACAACAUUUUGAUAUACUUUUAUUGCAAACAUAUCUAUUGCAAACAUAUUCCAAAAAGAGACUGUAUAAAUAUAUUCUCAAGCAAUUUUAUCAACCUCAUUGUGCAGUUUUAAUAACAUGAGGAUUUGAAAUAUGCAUGUGGCAAAAACUGGCUUUAAAAAAAUGGUAUGUUAUUAAGAACUUUAUUAUUUGUGCUAGUGAAGUAUAUUGGCAUGCCAGCUGAAACUGAUGUCAUUUUUGUAAGCUUUAUUCUUUGGAUUUAGUCACCGCUGGAUGCCUCACAGUUGCUGAGGUUUUUCCUCUGACAAGUUGCAGUUUUUUUCAUCCCAUUUCCUUUAUGUCUGGUUUUAUGCUGUCUAUAUCAGAGUUUGGAAAUAAAUUAAGCUGAACUGAUAGUGAAACCUUGGGUGCACCACUAAGUGUUUUAUAUAUGGAAUUAUUUUUAUUGCUUUGGCACAUGUAAUUGUUUUAAUUGUUGACAUUUUUAUUGUGAAAUCUCUGAGAUAUUUUAUUGAAAGUGAUUCAUAAAUUGAAUCGAAUAAAUAAACAACCAUUUUGGGGCACAGUGCUUCUGAUCCAGUAUAGGUCAGUUUAUUUGCCUUUACAAACAUAUUUUGACUAGCUGGUCAGGCAAGACCUGUCCACCUAUUUAUUAUUUCCUUUUUUCCAAAAUUGUGUACCCUUACCCGUUACCAUUUUUAAAAGGAGAGCAAACAUUCCACCUGCAUUUGCAGCUUAGGUGUAGGCAUGUGCACAUUUCUUGUAAUACCCUUGUGGUCACUGAAAAAAGGGUCAAAAUGUUAGAUGAACUGGUUACAUGUUGUAAAAGAAUGACAUUAUGUAUUUUGAGUGUUUUUAUGGCAAUAAACUUAGGCUUAACUAAAGAUCUCAGUGAUUCCAGGUUAGUGUCAUGAGUGGGUGACUGUUUAGGAAUAAUAGCCCUGUACUACUUUUGACGCGGGUGACGCUGUGGGUUAAACCACAGAGCCUAGAAUUUGCCGAUCAGAAGGUUGGCAGUUUGAAUCCCCGUGAUGGGGUGAGCUCCUGUUGCUCGGUUCCUGACCCUGCCAACCUAGCAGUUCGAAAGCAUGUCAAAGUGCAAGUAGAUAAAUAGGUAUCGCUCCGGCAGGAAGGUAAACGGCGUUUCUGUGAGCUGCUCUGGUUCGCCAGAAGCGGCUUAGUCAUGCUGGCCACAUGACCCGGAAGCUGUACGCCAGCUCCCUCGGCCAAUAAAGCGAGAUGAGCGCCGCAGCCCCAGAGUCGGCCACGACUGGACCUAAUGGUCAGGGGUCCCUUUACCUUUACUUUUGAAUAGCUCAGCUAUGCUCAUCUUUGUCUUCAGUAUGAUCCCAAUCCCUUACUCAUGGCCUCCCAUUCUAGAAUAACUCAUAAUGACUCCAGAGCUACUGUUUUAUCCUGACACUUAACCAUAUCAACAUAUCUUAUUUCUUUUCCUAUAGCUCAUCCUUCCCACCUCUCUAAAGUUUGUGUAAAGUGUGUCUUGUCAAGUUUAGUAAACUCUUAGUAAGCCCAUAGAAAAUUUGUGUGUUAGGAUUCUUGGAUCAGUGGACUAUUAUUGCAGACUAUUACUUGAACCUAUGACGUUUAGAAGGGAGGCAGCGAGAGAUUUUACUUUCUUGGGCUCCAUCAUCACUGCAGAUGGUGACAGCAGCCACGAAAUUAAAAGACGCCUGCUUCUUGGGAGAAAAGCAAUGACAAACCUAGACAGCAUAUUGAAAAGUAGAGACAUCACCUUGACAUCAAAGGUCUGUAUAGUAAAAUCUAUGGUUUUCCCAGUAGUGAUGUAUGGAAGUGAGAGCUGGACCAUAAAGAAGGCUGAUCGCCGAAGAAUUGAUGCUUUUGAAUUAUGGUGCUGGAGGAGACUCUGGAGAGUCCCAUGGACUGCAAGAAGAUCAAACCUAUCCAUUCUGAAGGAAAUCAGCCCUGAGUGCUCACUGGAAGGACAGAUCGUGAAGCUGAGGCUCCAAUACUUUGGCCACCUCAUGAAAAGAGAAGACUCCCUGGAAAAGACCCUGAUGUUGGGAAAGAUGGAGGGCACAAGGAGACAGAGGACAAGAUGGUUGGAUAGUGUUCUCGAAGCUACCAGCAUGAGUUUGACCAAACUGUGGGAGGCAGUGGAAGACAGAAGUGCCUGGCGUGCUCUGGUCCAUGGGGUCACGAAGAGUCGGACACGACUAAACAACAACAACAACAACAACAACUUGAUGUUUAUGCUAUGGAGUCCUACAGAGCUCAGUGUUAUACCCCAUGUUGUUCAACAUCUUUACUGUAUGAUGAUGCUGGGAGCUGUCACUUAGUGAUUUAGUCUGCAGGGAUAUUAGAACCAACAUCAACUGUGAUUUCAGCACAGGGUCUCCCUCUUUACAGCAGUAAUGGGAAUGAGCAAAGUGGCUUUGAGCUUCAUAUUAUAAGAUUAUGGAUUUAAACCAUUUUGCAUAUAUAUACAAAAACAAAACUAUGUAGACAAAAUAUGAAACAACUUGUCUGUUCCAUUAGCUCAGAUACAUCAAACACAAAUUAUAUAAUGUGCACUAAGUAAAGUGGAAGAUAUCCUGAGUAGGAACCAGCUGCAUACCCUGCCACAAUUCAACAAGAGACUACACACCAAUAGCUCCAAUGGCCCAUAUCAAACUAAUAGCAUGGCUCUCCAGUGUGGAAUAAAUUGAAGCUAGAAGACUCAACUCACACCACUGAAUUAAUUUCACUGCCUUAAUUUGCUAAUAAUGUCAAGACCACUUGUCCUCUCUCUCCCCAUCCUCUUGGGGGAGUAUGUUAAUGGAUAACUGCCAGACCUUCAUUGUUUUGUCAACAUGAAUCCAUACCUAAGGAAGUUCACUACUGCUUGCAUGUACAGAGAAAACUUGUGUAUAUUUAGGUUCCCAGAGUCCAGAGUCAAUUAGCAGGCUGCAGAUAGGAAUUUCUUAAGGAAAACAAGAUAACAGUCUAGGAAAUUGAUCUGAGUAAGCCUUCUGCUGCUGAGUCAGCAGCAGUUAGUGUUAAGAAAUGGAUCAGCUAUAAAAUGUGCAUCUCUCAUAACUUCCUUAAAAGUCAGAAAGCAUUUGCAGCCAUUUCUAUUUUAAAGACCACCUGUUCCCACAUGAAAAUGCCCAGAAAUUGAGGUCUUCAUCUGAGACCUUUAGAAUUAAGAUGGGUAGUGACCAGAGCCUUUUCAGGUGUGCCACCCUGUCUUUGCAAUACAUUUCCACAGAGGUUCAUCUGGCACUGAUCUAAAGUCAUAUUUCGGCAACAGGUGGAUAUAUUUUUCUUUUCACAGGCUUUUUGAUCUUAGUGUUUUAGCUUGGUUUUUUAAACUGAGUUUGAUACUGGUUUUGGCUUGGUUUAUAAGUAUGCAGUUACACUGUUUUAAUAGUUAAUUUAUUGUGUUUCUAUUUUGUAUCUUUUCGAUUGUUAGUUACCCUUGAGGCCUUUCAGGCUGAGGAGGAUUCCAAGUAAAUAAAUAUGAAUAGCAGGGAUUCGGAGGUGCAGGAGGGGAGGAAUCUCAAUCCUACAGAAUGUACUUAGAAGUUACAAGCUGUGCGCACAUGCAGUGAUAAGCCAUGCUGCCUAAUUGCUCCUGCUUUGCUCUCCCCCAGCACUAAGCAGGAAGCCUUGGCUUUCCAUUUCAUCCAAACCCAGGGGUCAUGGUUUGUUGCUUCCCAACAAGCCAAAAAUCAGCAUGCCAACAAACCAUUGAUUAAGGCUGGCUAGUGAUUGUGGCUUAUUAGUUUAGUGGUAAUGGAGAGCCACUCACACCAGGGGAGGAGUGAAGUGCAAGCAAUUGGGUACCGGGAUGUUGCUCAUUCAAAAUAAACUACAAUAAAGCCCAAAAGUCCAGCUUAUUGUUAUGGGCAAACAUGGCUAAUGUUUCUUCUGAAAUAUUAGAAACUUUUAAAACCUAAAGUAGGGUGAUGAAUGCAGCUUCCUGCUUUGAUGUACACUUCAGAAAGGCAAUUAGCAGCCGCAAGAGGAAUACUGAAAUCCAUUAUCUAUUCUAGAGAAGAGAUACCAUUAAUCAGAAUGAUCAGUUUGCACGGCUAUUUAAAGGUUUGUGUUCAUACUGACAAGGGACAUAUGUAUUAAACAGCUAGCUGUUCUAUUACUAAGGUAAAACAUACCUUCAAAUAUCUGGGCUUUUAAAUCAGGUGCACCUGAUCGUGUGAAGUGCGCACUAUUAUUAUUAUUUAUUAUAUAUUGCACCUUUCUCAAAAGGAUUAAACAUAUCACUACUAAAACAAUUCACUGAAAGCUUUUAAAAACAGUUUAAAACUCCUUGAGUGCUAACCAAAUACCUUACUUAGAACACUAACCACAAACACCUCUUGAUUGUGAGUUGAUCCCAUAUUUCUUCCUCACUUAAGUACCACGUAACAUUGGCAUCGACAGACACCUGUACUAUUUAAAUAUACAAAGCAUAUGUAUUGCUCUGUGAUUCAUUUUGGCAUAGGUCUGGCAUGUGCUGUAGUAUUUGUUUGUGCUAAUUUGAGCUGGCAAGAUAGCAGAAGCAUUUUUUCACUUAAGAGAGAGUGCAGAAUGCAGCACCUCAUCUUCAGAGUUUGUAUAACCAAAAGCAGAUAUGGUAUUGUUUAAUCUGAGUAUAUUUAGGACAUGGAUUGAUUGACUAUGAAUAACUGAAGUUCAGGAGCAUAUGAAUUGGACAGUACACUGCCUUUGAACAACUGUAUGCAUGGGUUUAUUUUAAUCAUUAACUGAAGACCUAUGUGGGAUAGCAAUCUGAGUGGGGGCAUGUUAAAUGCAUGUUCUUGUAAGAUGCAAUGCAUGUGAGAAAUUGUGGGUUGAAUGGCUGCCAGCAGCUACUAGGGGGUGGUGUGCUAUUUGGUAAAAUGCACACGCUUCGCUUUACCUGUUUUUCUGGAUAAGCUUCUGCUUUUAUGUCACAGUGUAGGAAUACAGAAUGUGGAAAUCUCCUGUAGUUAGUUAUAUGUUUAGCAUACCACCGACAACUAAAAUUUACUUUGUGUUUUUCCUGCCCAGAUAUGUUGCGCUGUUCAAAGUUGUUUCAUGAAACCAGCUAGCACAAGUAAUAGUGUGUGCCAUUGAUUCUGUUUGUUUGGCAAGCACCUCCUAAAAUACAUAAUGCCUUGGAUGACUUUAACAUGCCACAAAAGAUAGAGCCCUAAGAAUGUUUCACCUAUCUUUUGCCAGUAAAGCACAACUGCGUCCACUCUGGGUACUUAACCUGACUGAGCUGGCAGUUGUCCAUUGUUAUCAAGAGAGUGGGGGAAGGGAGGGGAUAGAAUAACUUGAUCCUCUUAGUCGAGAUAUGCAACACACGCUGCAGACAGCCCGAUCUGGAUUUUAUUUCUUCAUCUCUAUGUGAUCCAGUAUGCAUUCCUAACAUGUUACAAACAGUUUGUGUCUCUGAAAGCACAAGAUCAGUUUUCAGUGGCAACAGCCCCUAAAGGAAACAGACUGAUUCCUCCUUGAGCAAACAUCUGGCCAAUUGUGGAUGGAAUUAAUUGCUGAUCUCUGCUGCCUGUGUUUUUCUUCUCUUGUCAUUUCCUUUGCAGCUGUGAAAGGCAAGUUUUUAGACCUGAAAGCAGCAUGGACAUUUCCAGCAGUAGUAGUCUAAAGUUACAAAUAUUAUAGAUACAUUUGGAUUUAAAUACAGUGGUACCUCGGGUUAAAUACGCUUCAGGUUACAUAUGCUUCAGGUUACAGACUCCACUAACUCAGAAAUAGUGCUUCAGGUUAAGAACUUUGCUUCAGGAUGAGAACAGAAAUCGUGCUCUGGUGGUGCGGCGGCGGCAGGAGGCCCCAUUAGCUAAAGUGGUGCUUCAGGUUAAGAACAGUUUCAGGUUAAGAACGGACCUCUGGAACGAAUUAAGUACUUAACCCGAGGUACCGCUGUACCUCCUGCAAACAUACUAAUUUUGAAAGCUCAAUAUGAGAUAUGCAAUUAUUUUGGAAAAAAUUAAGACUCCGUCUAUGUUUGCAACACUUUAAAAAUUAAGAACCUCUAGCGUGUCAAGCUUACUCCCCUGCAAUUAAGGAAAAUAACCGCCUACAAAGCUGACUGUUUUUUUUAAUUGCUUUUAACCAUUGGUAACAUUGAGAUAAAUUCCAAAAGGUUGAUUUAGACAGAAAAGUACAUAUUUUAAUAAUGAUCAGAAUUGCUGUUUUGUCAGAAUCUUGUCAAAUCUUGCUCUUUUGUCAUAUCACAAAUCAUCAACUGCAUUCAAGAACAACUUCUAACAUUUGAAAGGUAUGAUAGUUAACCUACAGGUUUACUGUUAAUGCCCAGAGGCAAACUGCAGUGUUAACAGUACUUUGUCUCCACUCACAUAUUUCUUAGUUUAUUGGAAUAAAUUCCUUGGUUACAGUGGUGGAAAUUAAAGAAGCCACUUUGUAGCAGACUCCAUACACUUGAAGAGUGGCCUCAGUGCUACUCACCCAAGACUCAGCCUGCUGGUUUCCUAUUUCAUUGGCUAUUUGUUUAUGGCAAGGUACCUGUAGCUUCCUGCCUGUGUCUAAAUCAUGUGGCUUUAUAUCACUGUUGAAGUCAUCUAGUACCUAGAAUGUAGCAGGAGUGCCUGCAAGUAUGGCCUGAUUGUCUGAUUCUGCACUCUGGGUUGCUUGUUGUCCAUCCCUGCCAAGCUCUGCAAUCGCAUGGCUAUCAGCAGACAAAUUUAGAAGCAAAUGCUAAGUGUUUUGAGGAAAGUUUCAUUCAGUCCAUUCUUAGCCACUGUAUCGACCAAACACCACUGUCCACCAAGGAGCUACAAGCUUGGCAGGGGGUUGGACUCGAUGGCCCUUGUGGUCUCUUCCAACUCUAUGAUUCUAUGAAAAACAUUAAAACUCUUAAGGACUUGAUAGUGCUUCACACCACCUAGAGGAGCUUACUGUGUCGUCACUCCCUAUCCCUAUUUAUCCUCACCAUCUUUGUUCUCCCCAGCUUAUAUACUUCAGUGGAAAAGUACAGAAAAAAGGUAGAAAGCAAGAAUUACCACAGUGGCAUGACUGAAAAAUAAUAGAGAAUAGGCUUUUAAAAACACUGAAGUUAAUGUUUCAGUGAGAAAGAAGACUGUAGGGAAUUGUGGUGAUGAUGAGGAAGUACCACCAAAAUAGGGUGGUCUAUAUUGAGCUUUAUGUUGCAACUCAGUGCAUGCUUACUUGGAUGUAAGCCAAUUGAGUUCAGUGUGACCUUCAGUACACAACACAUAGAACAGGACUCUCAAAAUACUAAGUAAAUGUUGCCUUAGAAGAAACGGCUGUACUUGGGAUGUGUAUCGAUAAACAGGAGUUUUACCUCUUGGGAAUCUGGAAGCAAUGUUGUCCUAGAUUGGCUAAACUGAUGAUUUUGUAUGUGUUUAGUAUUUUAUUUUGAGCAUGGUUUUAAUUUCUUACAUAUUUUAUUUUAAUAUUAAAUAUUCUAUUUCCCUCACACUUGCCAUAACCUGACUACCUUUCAGAGUCUAUUAUUUUGUAGGCUAAUCUAAUAGGAAUAUUGACUCUAGAGGAUGCUGUCUCAGGGUAACAAGUCUAAGAUAAUCCACAACUCUAUUUCAGUCCCACACUACUUUACCGCCCUGCCAAAGCAUCUUGACCACCAGCAUUUGACAUUCUGAAUAUGAGUCCAGGGAUGAGCAUCUAAAAUGAUGCUCCACAUUUUUUUGUGUCUAUUUUUCUUCUCAAACUAAGAUUAACUGAAGCAGAAGUUUGAAACUCCUCAUGUUCUUUCAUUCAUUACACAAUUACGUGCACGUAUUUGUGUGUCCUCCCUCAGCUAUCUCAUAUUAAGUGGUUUUUGGCAGACAAUGAGAGUUAUGGAAACAAUUAAAAUUCCUAUGAAACAUUGUCUCACUUGUUUAUUUGGAAGAGUGGGUGGUGGUUGGGAAAUAAAAGGGCAGAGCCUUGCUUUAAAACAAAAGUAAUUUGCUUUGGAGAGGACUUUUUCAAGGAAAAAAUGUCAGUGUCUUGUAUAAGUUUUAAGCUUUCUGUCAAACUGAGCAUUGACAAUACUAGGUCAAACACAUUCAAAAUAUUCUGACAAGCAGUGAUACAAUACUGAUAUGUAAUUGGAUUAUGGUUUAGUGUAGAAAUGAAGUUUAAAUGCUCAUUAAUUUCCUACGGAUAAAAAUACAGAAUAAAGCAAUGGUUUGAUCUAAUCAUACUUGGAGCGUGCAGUGUUUAUUCAGAAGAAUCCCCACAAGCAGGAGACCUCUGCCCCCCCCCUUGGUAUGCAUGGGUACCAUAGAAAUAGGAAACUGUGGUGCAUGGAAAUGGGAGGCAGGAGGGCAGGUGUCUUAUUUUUGCCCAAAAGCAGGGAUGAGGAACCUGUGGCUCUCCAUGUGUUACUGAACUCCAACUCCCAUCAGCACCAGCCAACAUAGCCAGUGGUCAGUGAUAAUAGGAAUUGUAGUCCAUCAGCACUUGGAAGGCCAGACACUUUCCACCCCUGCCCUAUAGGGAUCUAAUGCAGGUGCUACACCCAUCAUAGGACUGGAUUAAGCUUUACGUGUACAUAUCAAAUAUCCACUUUAGUUAAUAUAAGCACUCUUGUUUUUCUUUUGGUUUUACUGGUUUGAUAAAAAGGGUUCUGCUACAGUUCAUUCAGCUACAGUUGAUGGACUACUGCCUGGAUGACUUUUUGUUUCUUAUUACUAUUAGCUAUAUAACAGAACCUGCCAAUAACUGAUAUGAUGAUGGAAGUAUUUGCUGUGAUUAAGGCAACAUAUUCUGGGACUGAUAUGAUAAUUUGGACAAAAAUACAUAUGACCUUACUCAAUUUUGGCAAGUUUUGAGGAUUUAGGAGUUACCUUUUUAAAUAUUAACAAAUUUGUUUUAAGUUUAUAAAAAUACUUUUACAAAUAGUAAUUAACAACAAACCAUACUGGCUGAUACUAUCUCAUGUAUCUCACUCCCCUUACACAUCCUAAUGAAUGUUCUUGACAAAUCUAAUGUGAUUAAAAUAAAUAAUAUAUAUCAUUGUAUGAUAUUUAAAAUAAUAAAUAAAUAAUAGAAAAAGUUAAAUUUCAUGGGUAAGAAUGUGAAAUCAGCAGGUAUGCUACUGCUAUCUUUGCUAAUGAUCAAGAAAUGUACACAAGAUUCUUUUUAAAAAUACCUUUAAUUUAUGCACUUUUCCCUAAACUAUUUUCUCAUGCAUUGGCAAGAGAGAAAACUAUUUUCUCAUGCAUUCAGCCAAAGUGGUAAUGAUGAGAUAACACUGGGACAUAUAUAAGCCAACACUAUAGCCCUGUUCUCAUUUCCUGUGUGGGCCAGGGGUGCCCAAAGUUUUUUCAAAGAGGGCCAGAUUUGAUGAAGUGAACAUGUGUAAGGGCCAACCAAAGUUGUUGAGUGUUGAGCUUUUUUUUAGGCCCCCGAAACAGACAUGCCUGGUGUAGGCAAUCCCUUGCCCCACACUCAGUUCGCCUCAAGAUAGGAAAUUGACUUCUAUGUUAUACAGCAGUGCACCUACAAAAGCAUUAUUAAUACACUCUACUGAAUGUAUGGAGGGUAGGUCCUGCAGGUGCAUGCAUUCAUUGACCAAGUAUGUUGAAGGUGUCAACAGCGCAUUCUGUUGUUAGUACUUAACUUCAUGCACUGAGGAGUAUACUCAAGAGAAGUGAAUUCUGCAGUGACUGCAGUAACAAUUCGAACCAAAACACAUUGGUAUAAUGGGUCUGCUAAUUGCCUUUUCUUAACCAUUUAAGCUGGGUUGUCAGGAAAAUUUAGAGUUAAACUAGAAAUUGGAUUCUGGAUAAAGCAUUCAUUCAGUCUGAGUUAGAUGAGUCUCCAAUGAUUUUGGCAGCUAUAAAUUAACAGGUGCAGCUGUGAGGAGACUGAUGGCUAGAAUGAUUGGAGGGAGGCAUGAUCACCUUCACUUAAGUGAAAUAUUUUGUGACAAAUGAGAAUGCAAGGAAAGUAUAUCAUUCCAUUUGCCUCUACACACCAUGAGGAAUGUGGUCUUCACUUUUUCACCUGGCUAUACUAUUCCUGUGGGACGCGGGUUGCGCUGUGGGUUAAACCACAGAGCCUAGGGCUUGCUGAUCAGAAGGUCAGCAGUUCGAAUCCCCAUGAUGGGGUGAGCUCCCGUUGUUUGGUCCCUGCUCCUGCCAACCUAGCAGUUCGAAAGCAUGUCAAAGUGCAAGUAGAUAAAUAGGUACCGCUCCAGCAGCAAUGUAAACGGCGUUUCCGUGUACUGCUUGGGUUCGCCAGAAGCAACUUAGUCAUGCUGGCCACAUGACCUGGAAGCUGUCUGUGGACAAACACCAGCUCCCUCAGCCUAUAGAGCAAAAUGAGCGCCACAACCCCAGAGUCGUCCGCAACUAACGGCCAGUGGUACCUUUACCUUUAUACUAUUUCUGUAGUGAAGUAAUCAAACAUUUUCUGCCUCAUUUCAUAGCGGACCUCAUUGUGAGAGACAAGGUUGUGCAUGUAAAUACAACUUUAGAAAGGGAAAAUCCAGUGAAGUUGGAAGGGAAGGGGAAAGAACUAGGAACUUCAUUCCUCCCCUUAUGUAAUCUAAGAAUUCCAUGAGGAAAGGGGAAAUUAUAAAGUCCUGUCCCAUCUCUUUUGCUACAUUCCUGAUAGAAAUUGAGCAGUCUGUUUCCACUUCAUAUAAGUGAGAGAGUAAUGGUAUUUAGAAAGUAGGUUAGAGAGUGAAGCAAAACACGUAUGAGUGAAUAUGAAUAAUGAAGCUAAGUAUUUUGUAUGUGAUAAAAAUGACUUUGUAAGCUCCACCCAUCCCUGGAUUUCCACCAUAUGGCUUUUUUCAAGUGUUGAAAUUUUGAAUACUGUACAGAAUAUUCAAGGCAGGAGAGCACAAAAUGAAUAAUCACGCUUGUAUAGACCACCCCAUUUUUUGCUAUUGGGAGGGGGGCUAUCAUAAAGAAUUAGCCAAUACUAAACCCUUUUAAGGUUUUGAACUUCAGAUAUUUGAAAGAGAAAAGGCACAUUGCAUAUAGGUGCUCAGCAAGAGCCAAUUACUGCUUACCCGAGGUGAGUGAACAAGUGGCAAAUUAUAAGGAUAUCAAGGUUUGGCAUCUCAGAACAACUUGUUGAUACCAUUAGACAGUUUCAUCUCUUCUAUGUGUCAUUCUGUGAAUCCAGGGCAGCUACAAAUGCCCAGAUUUGUUUUCAUUCACUAUUUGAAGCAAGGCAAUAGUGAGAAUAGGUGAAAGUAAAGGGACCCCUGACCAUUAGGUCCAGUCGUGACCAACUCUGGGGUUGCGGCGCUCAUCUCGCUUUAUUGGCCAAGGGAGCCGGCGUACAGCUUCCGGGUCAUGUGGCCAGCAUGACUAAGUCGCUUUCUGGCGAACCAGAGCAGUGCACGGAAACACCGUUUACCUUCCCGCAGGAGCGGUACCUAUUUAUCUACUUGCACUUUGAGGUGCUUUUGAACUGCUAGGUUGGCAGGAGCAGGGACCGAGCAACGGGAGCUCACCCCAUCACGGGGAUUCGAACCGCUGACCUUCUGAUCAGCAAGUCCUAGGCUCUGUGGUUUAACCCACAGCACCACCCUAUAAUAGUGAGAAUACACACCUCUUAAAUGCCAGGAGUUCCUCUAUUUGGUGGGAGAGCAAUAGGCUAAUGUUCCGAUGGGUCUCUUUAAAACAUCAGUUGGCAGGAUGUUAUAGACUUGCAUCCAAAACUGAAAAUCUUCCUUUCUGUGUGUGUCCCUCUAGGCCCAUAUCAUUGUAGCUUUUAUGUAAACUGUAUUCAUAUUUAUCAGAAUUUAUGAUAAGGAAAACAUUUACAGUGCCUUCCAAACCCUCAGAUAACAGAAUUUGUAGACUUGGCCAGUGCAAAGUACAUGCUUUCAACAGUUUUGUAUAGUAAUUUUGUCCGCAGAAAGAGCUCCACCCUUGAUCUUUACCACAUGUAUUAUGAAGAACAUGAUGAAAAAGAAGGGUCACCUCCAGGGCAAGAUUUCUUCAGCAUUGCCAUAUGUGAUCAGCUUCAGUUUCCUGUUUUAGGGUUUUUUUAUAAGGCAGUUGGGCAGCUGCUACAGUCUGUUGGAGGAAGAAAAUAUAGUGCUUUUCUGCUGUAGAUUUCAUACAUUUAGCAAAAAUAUUUUGGUCAUGCUGGCUGGGACUGAUUGGGAAUUGUAGUUCAACAAUAGUCCACAAGGUUCUAACCUCUGCUCAAGGGAUAUCUUAUUGUUUACACCUUGCCAAAAUAAAUGUCACUAUGAUCAUUGGUUUUGUACAGGCAGAGCAUGAAGUUCAUAAUUUAGACAAUUACAGAGUGACUUAAGACAGGAAAGAAGGUAAUGAAGGAUGGCUCAAACAUAUUUGGAAUUCUCAGAGUAAACAAAUGUUGAAGUUUUUUAUUUGGAAAAAACCACCCUGAAUUUAACCUUAGGGAGACUUCACUGUCAUGGACAUUGUAAAUAAGGCUUUGAAAUGUUAAAAUGUUGCUAAGCAUUGAUUAAACAUUUAUUUACUAACUGUAUAGCAAAUAAAUACUUGCAUGUUUACGGUAUGUAAUUUACCAGAAUUGGAUGAUAACUUGUGAUCUGGUAAUUCUGCUCUUCGAGACAUCGUGGCAUGAACUUUGUGUAAGAGUGGGUUCAUUCAAUAAAAAAAAAUAAAGGCGCAUUUAAAGAGCCUUUUAUUCCACCCAUAAAGAUGCUUUGUGCUGUAGCUGCUGUGUAUUUGACGGACCAAUUGGGGAGAGACACAGCCAAAGACUGUUUUGAAGCAUAUUUCAAUGCUCUUAUGCUAAAAACUAUGCCUUCAUCUUUGGUUUAGCAAUGUGAAUGGUAAGUUUAAAUUUGUGUGAAUUAUUCUAUUUCCUCUGCAGGCAGUGUUUCUAUCCAUGCAAAUCUCUUCUCUUGCAAAUUGUUUUUUUCCUUCUAUAUUAUUGUUCAUAGUGGGUUCUUGAGGGGAUAUUAGAUCUUACAAUUUUGAAGUGUUUGCAGUUAGUCAAGAGUUUCAUGUGGUUGGACUUAGGAGCAAGUUUUAACUUCUAGUAUGUAAUCCAUGCUAAUGAUUUUCUGCAUUUGUGGUAGGUGGACACCUGUACAGAUAAUGACAGUUUUAUGUACAGUAAUGAAAUAUUUGGGUAUUAGGAUGGGCUGCCUAUGAUAAAAUGACCAAUUAUGGUGUUAACAUACAUUACGUACGUGGAAACAACUUCAGCUUUAGGCACUGAAUGAUAUAGCAAUAGCAGUGUGGCUAUAGCUGCCUCCAGUUAAAAAUCUGUGUCUUCAAAUCUGUGUUUUCAACAGUAAAUUAUGCUAUGGUUUCUUCUGAAUACUAAGGGCAUACAAAUGAUAAAUCAUUAAAUCUAAAGGUAUAUAGUAAGAAGAAAAUGAAACAUUUCUAAAACUAGAAAUAGACACAAAUUAACCCAUAUCUGUAAAGUGAAUACUUUUGACUUCUAAGCAGAUUCAGGCAUCAUGUUCAGAUCUUGCCUGAAAAUUCUGUUAGGCAGUUGUGCAUGGGUUUUGCACACUGGAGUUAUAAACUGCCUGGCUGUGAUGUGCUAUCUUACCACUAUAGUUCCUGGACAAUUGGAAGAACCCUGAGUUCAAAAUUUCAGAGGUAAUCCCGAAAUCAUUUCAGUUUUACCUCCUUGCUAAUUAUUAUAGGAUAGAUACACUGUGCUUCCAUAGAGAAUUGUGAGCUUCACAUAUUGAAGAUUAUGACCCUGUAAUUGUUAACAUGGUCCUUUAUCCAAAGAUGGAAAAGUGGUCAGCUAAGUCUCUGAUAUUGCCAGAGCUGGAUGACUCUAACAGUACAAUCAUAUGCAUGCCUACCCAAAGAUAAGUCCCACUGAGUUCAGUAGAGCUUACUUUCAGAUCAGCAGGAUCGGAUUGCAGCCUAAGUAUCUUUUCAACCUUAUAAAAGCAACAUAUGCUUAAAAUCUUUAGGAUCUUUUCUGUUCAUCUUCACUUACAUUUUGGCAAAUUUUAUUAAAUCUACCUUGUCUCUAACACACAUUUUUUAAUUUUGAUGUCUGAAAGUACCUGCAUCUCAGUUUUGAUAUAAAACAAAGCAUUGACAAUUGAUGCUGAAAAUUUGCAUGUUUUCUUGUGCUCUUUCUACAUUUUAGUCCUAUAAUCCUAUUCCUUGCUUCAUUGAAUACUGAAAAUGACAUAUAUUGACAUGACAUACAAUUCUAUGUGAUGUCCAGGAAAUAGAAUGAGAGAUGAACUUUAACCUGCCAUCCUGCCAGCAAAUGUUCAUUGUUGUAGAAGCAGAAAUUCACUUAAUGUUAAGGAUAGGAUAGUAUUUAAAAAAACAAACCAAAAACCAGCUGGAUUACGUGUAUUGAAGUAUUUGAUUAUGUAUGAUUGCCAAAGAGAGGUGCCCAGAAUGAAGGGCUUCUGCAUUGUUUUUAUUAGCUAUGAUCCUGGUAUGUGGUGAGAUACUCAGUUGACUAAUUGUUCCAGGUGACUGCAAAUUAUUUGCAAGCAGCCAAGCUAUUUUGGAAUCCUGGGACAUAUAGGCUAUCAGAACUUUUUCAUGGGUUCACAUUUUUUGACUAUCCUUUGUAGCAGAAAAAUCAUGGUCACCUGCCCCACGUUUAUUGUAAGAGAGAACCUGUGCAUCCCUUUCUCUGAAGGCUCAUAUUCCUGUGAGAAAGGAAGACACAAGGAAGCUUGCCCUUUCAGCUGCAACAUUCCAGGUGCUUUGGUUCCCCAGUAACAAAGGAAGCUGCCCAUCUCCUCCUGUCAUAGGGAGUUUGAUCUUCUGACUUUUGCACAGCCAGGCACCUUAGAAAUACAGUGGCCAACUCCUCCAGCCUUCUUCCAGACUGCUGAUCAAUUUCUGGGCAAUUGUUGGAGAGGGUAAAGUUGCAUUCAGUGUCAUUGUGUGCUUGUUAAGAGCAUUAUUGUGAUGAGAUGGGAUCUCAUUGCAAGAUAGUGGCCAAAAAAUAAAAUAAAAUAAAUCACCUUUUUAAAAGGAAGGUGGAGGAGAAAGAGAAAUUGUGUCAAUUGUCAGUGGUUUGGACUUGGAGUCCCGUUCCUUUUCUAGAACUGAGAGUUUGGCUGAAAUCCUGUGAUACACAGUGGGAAUUCACUUCCUGUCAGGAAAUGCUGUUUUCAGUGUUUUAUCUUGUUGAGGCAACCAUGAGUGAACAAUAGGCUAUUAAAGCUUUAAAAUAACAAGUGUCAUAACUAAGCCAAUAUUUAUUUUGUUCACAGUACUGUCCUAAAAGAAAGUAUUGGCUGGUUUUUAGAAUGGGUUAAGUAAUUGGCAGUUGUAUUGAACUUAGGGUCUGGCUAUGUUCUAAUUUUUUUUUAGCCAAAAGCAUAGUGCUGUACUUAACCUGCAGAGCUUCCUGCCACUGUUUCCUGUAGUAAAAGAGACAAAAAUAAAUGUACUAGUUUUAAAGGUACUUCAUAUUCAGAAUGCUAAAAUCACUUCACUUGAAAACUUGGCACUCUAAAUGCUUAUUGAAGAACCUAAAAAUGCAAUUCUAAGGUGGUGUUUUGGGUAAUAUCUACUAUUCCUUAAGGGUAUAAUUUCUGCCAAUUUCAAAGUACAGUAUUAAAAUUGUAUUUUACUGCAAUAUGCAUUUUUCAUAGUUAAACUCUAGCAAUUAAACCAUUCAGAAUGAACAUUCAAAACAUAUAAUGUGCCUCCUAACAUUACAUGAUUGCCACCAUUUUGUACAUAUUAUAAUUUUUAAAAAAGAUAAACCCUGGUGUCACGUUAGUCCUUUCUCCUUAACCUAAUCUUACCUUGGACCAUGUCUGGGAAACCUUUUUUUAGGCAGAGGGCCAUAUUUUUUUGUGGCCAACCUUCCAGGGCCAUGUGCCAAUGGUGGGUGUGGUCAAAACAAAAGUGGGCAUAGCCAGCACAGACAAUAGUACAGCACACACUGUACAUGCAAACAGUGCACAUGCACAGCAUGCACACACACUCUACAUUUACGCAUACACUUUUCAUGCACAUACAUGCAACAAGAAAGGUGAGGGAAGCAAAACUCUGCCCACCUUCUUCAGUUACUGCUUGAAGCUGUGGUUGCAGAAGAGAGCACUUUUGCACUUCCGCUUGGGCAAAGGAGAGAUGGGUGACCUCAUCCAAAAUGUUUUGUGGGCCAGGUUCAGGCUACCAGUUCCCAACUUGCCUCAGAUUUUAGAUUUUGAUAGGGACUUGUGUCUGUCUUUUUCUGUUAAACUUUGCUUCAUACAUGCAUUUUCCUUACUUAAUGACUUAUAUGUGUGAAUUACAGAUAACUUUCAUGUUUCAUAUUUUAUCAUAAUAUCUUAUGUUAACAACAGUGUAAUACUUUCCACUGGAGUUUUUCCCCAAAUACUGCUUCUAGACAUUAAUUUUUCAAUAAUAAAGUGGUGUUAACUAAUGCGAUGUACAGUGGCACCUCAAGGUACAAACACUUCCGGUUACAAACUCUGCUAACCUGGAAGAGCUACCUCGAGUUAAGAACUUUGCCCCAGGAUGAGAACAGAAAUCGUGUGCCGGCAGCACAGCAGCAGCAAGAGGCCCCGUUAGUGAAAGCACGCCUCUAGUUAAGAACAGUUUCAGGUUAAGAACGGACCUCCAGAAUGAAUUAAGUUCGUAACUAGAGGUACCACUGUACAUGCAUUUGUGAAUCGUACCUAGACGUAUGUCUGAGUAGUAUGCAUAAUUGUCAAUAAGCCCUAGGUUACACCACAUAAGUCUCAUUCUGCAGGAAUUUUGACUAUGUGCACUGUGUAGGCAUGGAUAUACCUUCACCAACUUAGAGUCACUGGGAUAUUUGUCUGUAUACCAGAUGGGCAGGGUAUAAAUAAAUUAUUAUUAUUAUUAUUAUUAUUAUUAUUAUUAUUAUUAUACUACACACCAGUUUGCUCAGGGCUGCUUGCAUAGAUGAAAAACAUGUAUUGUGCAAAGUGACCCUUUGAAUACCCUUCUGUUAUUGAACCUAAUUCAAAGGCUGUUCAAAUCAAUCUGUUGCGUUAAUUUGUUUGCCAUGACUAGCUAGUGACAUAUAAGUGUUGAAGUUUAAAAUCUUUCUCUUUAAAAUCUUUUUUGUUGCUGAGGAAGAUGAGUGACUGGCAGGCCUUUGCUGUGUUGGACACGAUGGAAGUAAUUAGAAUUUCAUUACGUGGCUGGCACUGGCUGUUGAUCCUCAUGGGUUCUCACAAAAGAAUUUCUGUUCAGAAUCUAACAUAGCUAGAAAACUCAUAUGUUUGCAACCAGUUUCCAUAGCAGCUUUGUAAACUAAUGUGAACAGGCAGAAGGCAUGAUUUCAUAAUGGCGAAAGUUCUCUGUUCUCUCAGUGUUGCAAAGUUUGUACUUCUAAUUCUACGUAACACAGGAUUUUUCUCAACUCAUAGCCAAGCUCACCAUUGGCAUGCCUGGGUGGAUAAACUGUAAUGCAAGAAAAACAAGAGUAUUUUGCAGCUGAGUAGAUAAUCAUUUCAGUAACUUCCCACACCUUCCUUUCAUGAGCCUUAAGUCCAUGCCACUAUUAUCACGCCAAGAUAAAAGUUCCUGUUGAGCAACUUCAGAUGGUAAACAAUAUGUUUAUGAGGAUCCUGAAAGUGACAAGUUAAGUGAUACUUUGUGGAUCUUAUGUGCAGCAACUUUUGUAAUCUUUUGCAUGCAUUUCAAACUAUUAUCACAGGCUUAAAAUCUUGUUUCUCUUCAACUAUCAGCAAUGCAAUAAAUUGAUUUUCUGAAAAAAGUUAAACCCAUGCAUACCUGGAGAUACUUUAAAAAGUUCAAAGCUGUUUCAUGAUUGGUCUAGACAGAUAUCUUUUGUUCACUCGCGGUACCUGAGCCUUUUAAUUCAUCCCCCACUUUUCAGUGAUUGAGUGGUUAUUAUUAUAUCACAGAAGGCUUGAAAGGAAAUGGGAAUGCAGGGCUGGGAACUGGGGGAGAGGAUUUGAUAGGCGGCAUGCAAUUGGAACGGAAUGUCAUGGAUGUGAAGAUGAGAGAGAACAAGAGGUGAGGUGUGCACAAAGCAGCAAAUAGAAGAUAAGCACAACCUAGGAAAGGAGGAGUGCAGAAAGUUGGAUGCCUACAGAGGCAUGUGUGAAAGCAACAGGAUGCCAAGGAAAGCGGCAACCAUGCAAAAAAUACUGAAGAGUUGUUUUGUGAAGGCAACUGUAAAUCUACCGGACUACAAGUUUUCUGUGCUUCCACUGAUACAGAGCUGCCAGGAUGUUGAAUGUUCUGCAGCAAAACUGAAACAGCUAAAAUACAACAAAAAGUUAUAUGGUAGCUGCUAGGCUUGGGCACAUGAUUACUACAGCUCUAUUAUGUGGUGGCAAUGGUAACUUUCAAAGUUUUAAAAAAAAGCAAGGGAAGAAGACUGUCGAACAUGGGUAGGCAAACUAAGGCCUGGAGGCCGGAUCCAGCCCGAUCGCCUUCUAAAUCCAGCCCAUGUACAGUCUGGGAAUCAGCGUGUUUUUACAUGAGUAGAAUGUAUCCUUUUAUUUAAAAUGCAUCUCUGGGUUAUUUGUGGGGCAUAGGAAUUCAUUCACCCCCCCCCAAAUAUAGCCAGACCCCCCACAGGGUCUGAGGGACAGUGGACCGGGCCCCUGCUGAAAUAAUUUGGUGACCCCUGCUAUAGAAGAAGCUCUAGCCUUGCAGACCGCAGUAUAGGUUGAUACUGUCCCUUUAAGACUAGUUAUGCCACUCCAACAGAGUGACUACAGCUUGUAGCUGAUUGGGGAGUGAUACAGCUCAGGGAGGAGUGCUUGCAACAGGAACCACUCUGUAUAUGUGCUGAACAUAAAGAAUAUUGGCCUACCACGCCAUGACUCAUCAUUUGAGAGCCAUCCAUGCCACAUGACAAUGACAUCACUGCCAGCAGGGGGCUACAACCAGAGGAAGCAAAAAGAAGCUCUGACAGAAAGGGAAUUUAGUGGAGGCACUCCAGGAAAGUGCAAUGACAUCUCUGUUCCCUUUCCCCAUGUAAGAAAAAAUGAAGCACAUCUAUCAUUUUACUUGAUCCCAGGGCAAGGAGGAGCUACAGGCAAGAAUUCAUAGUCUGUGCAUACAGUAAUUUUCACAUGUAACCCUCAGUUUUGUACACACAUGCAUGGAUCCUUGUUGAGAGCAGCAGCAGGGCAUCCAACAUCACACCUUCACCAGGAACCCAUAAACCCUCUGGGUGGGUCUUCAAAAUUGGUGGGGUGUGUACCUUUUGAACUAACUUCACCACAGUUGCAUCCUAAUCCAAGACUGAAAUGUUGCAUGCUGCAGUUAAAAAAGUAAACAGUUAUCGUCUGGACUGUUCUGCAGAAUAUGUUAACAUUGCUAUGGUUUCUGGACCCACUCUAUUUGUUCUUGAUCACUUUAAUCAGUUGGUGAGGUGAUAACAUCCCUACCCCAUGAAAAUUGUCUCUGUGUAACGUUUAAUCCUAAUUGUCUCUAAGAGUCCUGGACAAGCACUUCCUUUUUUCAUUUCAACAAAUAUAAAGGAGUUUUGUCUAUCUUCUCUCUCUUCAAAAAACCUGAUUGUACAAUUGGAAACUGGCUUAAAACAAAAGGCUUCUAAAGGAUUCUAGAGGCAUUCACUACGAAAUAGUCUUCACCCCUUCUUCAGUCUAGGAGACAGGCUUUUUAUGUAUCGCAUCCAAUGAAAUAUUAGAUGAAUAAAUUAAGAUGUAGUGAUCUCUCAGACAAUUUAUGCUUGCCAAGUGAGAUAUGAGCAGUUUCCUGGCUCCAUGUAUAAUACAGAUGUUAACCAGUUUAGUGACUUAACUCAUAUUUACUCUCAUUAACAUUUAAAUCUCUUAUUUCCAUCACUUCAUGGACAUUUAUUUUCAGUGAAGCUAGUAGUCAUCCUCCUACAUUUAUCUGGAAAUCAACUUUGAAUUGUAAACAAGAUCAGUAUGCUUUGAAAUCAUGCAGUUUAAAUCUAAUGAAGAUCACAUAUACAGUGUAAUUGCUCUCCUCAAGUUUGAGCAUCAAAAUUAGACCAGUAAACAUCUUUCAGUAAAAAAGUCCUUCAACAGUUAUUCAAUUUUGUGGUCAUUCCAAGCAAAUUACAAAGAGCACAAGCCCAUUCUAGGCUUUACAUUACUUCAUUGUCUUCAAAAGAAAUUUUAUUUUUCUUAGAAAUUUUGUUGUUACUGCCUUGCAACAAAUAAACCACAGUUUAAAUAAACCUUAUGCCUUAUGGUUUGUUUGUGGAACUAGGUCUGUUGUUGGCUUCCUGAUCUUACGUGUGGCUUGGUGUUAUAUGCAUAGGCAGGCUUUUCUUUAACUAUGGUUUAAGUGUGGUUUGUUUUAUCACCCUACCCAAAAAGUAGCAGAGUUGCUGGGCAAGAGCAGCUGGAAAUAGAAGCUGCACUUAGCUCUUCUUGCUGGCACUUUUCCUGAAGCUGAUGUCCUGAUAUAAGUCAGAUUUGCAGAUAUUGCAGCACACCUGCUUGGCAAGCACACAUGCACACCUUCUCUUGCUACUACUUAACAGCAUAGGUGGCGGUGCCUGCAAUAUACAUUAUGCUUCCUAGAAUCAAAGGAUAAAUGCACAGUAUUGACUGAUAGUUUUGAAGGAGGGGGAAGUAAAAAAAAAGAGUGGAUGCCGAGUGGAGGAGUGGAAGAAAAGGGUUAAAUAACUAAAAGCUACAAAGGAGAAUGGAUGUUGCUUUCUUUGGGGAAGGGUAAAAAGUAGCUGUUUGACAGCUGCCCAAGACUCAAAGAUGAUGAUCACAUUUCUCUCUCUCAGCUGAGCAAUGGAAAGGGAAAUGACAUAAUGCCAGCAGUUGGGUGCCACAAAGGCUUAAGGCAGAGGUUCCUAACCUUUUUGCUAUGGUGAGACACAAGUUCAAAUUUACUUAGUAUGGUGACCCAUCACUUUAUUGUCACAUGAAUUUUGGACUUUGGGUCUUUGGAAACUGUCCGUUUGGUGCAUUGUAAUGACAAUAUUACCUAUUUAUUAUCAUUACUUGAGGCACCCAAGCAAAAAUUUACAUAAUGACCCUAUUAAUGUGAAAUUUACAGUGCUUGCAUAUUGUAGCAAGAAAUCCUGACUUCACAUAUAUGCUAAUGAAUUCUGAACUGCCAGUGACUGACCAGGAACGAGACCCUGCAGUAUUAGUAAAUAGUUUAAUGAAACUGCCAACCCAUUCUAUGUUUUGAAUCAUUCAGAAAGAGUCAAAAUAAAACUGCCACUGUCAUAAUACCACUAUACACAUCUAUGAUGCAACCACACUUUCAACAUUGUGUAGUGUUCUGGUAAGCUCACCUCAAAAAGAAUAUUCCAGAGCUAGAAAAAAAUUCAGAAAAGGACAACAAAAAUGAUUAAGGGGUUGGAGCAAUUCCCAUUUGAGGAAAAGUUAAAACAUUGGGAGCUUUUUAGUUUGGAGAAAAGGGAGUAAGCAGUGGGGGGCUAGCUAGAGGUUUAUAGAAUUAUGCAUGGUGUGGGGAAAGUAAAUAGCAGUUUUUCUUCCUCUUCUGUAACGCAAGAGCCAACAAGUUGGGCUAUCCAACAAAACUGCAUUUUGGAAGAUUCAGGAUAGAGUACUUCACACAGUUGCGUAGUUAAACGAAGGAAUUCACUCCCACAAGAUGUCAUGAUGGCUUCCAAAAUGGAUGGUUUUUUAAAAAGCAUUAGACAGAUUCAUGGAGGCUGUGUCUAUCAGUUGCUACUAGCUACCAUGGACAUGUUCUCCCUUCACUGUCAGAAGCAGUAUGGGAAUCAGAAGUGAGGAGUUUCUGGUGCAUUCAGGUCCUACUUGCUGUCUUCCCAUAGAUAUCUGGUUAGCCAUUCUAAGAGCAGGAUGCCUUUGAUAUGACCCAGCAGGGGUCGUCUUGUGAUCUUCUACAGAGUUCUGGAGAAUAUGAAAUCUUGUACACUAUUUUGUCACACCUUUGUUGACCUAAUAAAGGUUUUGCCUAAUGCUAAUUUUAGAAUAAUAUAAGGGAUUUCCUUCAUGCUGGGCUUUAAUGUUUUUGGCUAGUUCUUCUCAGGGUCCUGUCUAAAACUUUGUGAACUUCUGUCUCUGCUACUGAUUAUCAGUUCCAUUUUUCUCACUAGAGCAUAUGGCUGACCUUCAAGAUGGAAUAGACUGAUAAUGGGAAGUGCUCACCAGUUAGCAGAAUUUCAGACAACUUGAUAACCUUUUGACUUCUUGAUAAUAGCAUUGUUGACUUGUAAGAAUUAAAGGUUAGCCUUGAUAGAAUGUGGACAAAGAGGAGGAGCUGCAGUGGCUUGCAGUAGGAAAAGGGUUGGGCACAUACUACAGCAGUGUGGUGCAAGAUCAGUUGUUCAUGUAAACAUUUGUAAAAUCUACCAGUUGCUGCACGUCUGUCACUUGAGUUGCUCGCCUUCCCAACUUUUGAACCUACACUCAGAGCAAAGAGGCAGCUGUUUCUCCUCUUGACAUUUUUAAGGAUGGGCAAAACUGCCAUAAAUCAAGAAUGACUUAUGAUAUGAUAUGAAUACAGUGUGUGAUUCCGUACUGCUAAAAGUAAUCAGAGAAAUCGUGAUCUUCAGAGGUAUUCCCAGUAGAAAGAGAGGUAUAUGUGCAAAAGAAAAAAGAAAUUCCUGAUUAACUCCCUUCAUCUAGUAUUUGCAGUAGUAUAUCUUUUUUGUAUCUUAACAACAAAUGAAAACUUUUUCUCCUGCUGCAUAAGGAAACUUUGGGGCUAACCAGAAGAACAAAUCUUGGUUGUGCAAAAGAAGUUGGGAGCCUAGGAGGUGCUGCAAGAGAGGAAAUAUUUACAAACUUACAAACUCUUGGCACUUAAGAACACUUCGUAUGAUUAAAACCAAAUGUAUUGUACAAUUGUUUCUUUUACGUGUCAUGGUUAUCUCAGUGGAACCAUAGAAACAGUUUACAGCUCAUAAAAAGUAAAGAAAAUAGUUCCAUUACUACAAGUUGAUCCACAGUGAAUACAAUAAAUUACACACAACUGCCAGCUUAUAGUAAAUAAAGAAUAUCCCUGGCCAGUAAUGUUGCUUUGUAAUGAUGAGAAAUUUCACAAUGCUGUCAAAUUAGAAACUGGUAUUUUUUAAAAUGUCUGUCAAGUACUACAACAAUGUGAAUAUUUCAGUUUUCAGUUCUAAAUGUUAUCAAAUAUGGUAUGCACAAAGUUGGUAACAUUCAGAAUCACCAUGGGGUUUUACCCACUUGCUAAGGAGGGGGCGACCCAAUCCAUUUUUUCCCUCUUUCUUUUCAGCUGAUGUUUGCUUUUGUCCAAGCUGAAUUAAGUAUAGUGAAGAUGAGCUAGGUCAUGAAAACCAAAAUUGAAAUUGCCAGUUUCAGUGCAGCAGUACCUAGACUGCCAAGACUGCAGCAAAAUCUUUCAGACCAAGCACAGAAAAAUGCUGUCAUCUGUGAAAAGCUUUUCAAACCAGUUUUUUCCCUUCAAAAUAAGCAUUCUUGAACCUUCAGAUGCCUCAUAUUGUUCUCACAUCACAGAAUUGAUUGCCAUGUUGUUGUUUGUAAAAUAAAUUUGAGCUCUUUGCUGAUCUAUAGCACUGCCCUCAUGAUUUUCUCGCCCAGGAUGUCUGUGCUAGCCUUGUUGGGGGUGUUAAAAAGGGGUGAAAUUAUGUCUGAUGUUUAAAGCCAUUUUUUGUUCAGAUCAGCAGAAAAAGAGGUAGUGUUUACUUCAGUUCCAUAUGGUUCCAUCUAUUUUUACAGAUGGCUUUAAUGUGUUCAUAGUGUUCAAAUUUUGUAUUGUAAUGGUAUUUAUUUCUCUCUUUUUUUGUACACCACUACAAUAUUUUUGAAUUGUGACUGUUUUACAAGUUCUUUAAAUAAAUGGUAAAAUAAUAUAUAAAUGGAUUCCUGUUCUUUUGCUGAAUCUGUUUGUUUUGUUCUAGGAGAAUGCAAAUGAACAAAUAACCAAAAACGCCAGCUAGAGGAUCAAGCACAAUAACAGUGUCAAUUCUGAAAUAAUUCAGUUGGGGGAAUGAAUGGGUAGCUUUGUUACAUGACCAUACAUACCUUUGUUAUGAACUGCCUAUUAUUAUUAUUAUUAUUAUUAUUAUUAUUAUUAUUUCAGUUUGUUACCUGCCCUUCACCUUAAGGUCCUAGGAUAGGCUACAACUAUUUAAAAUGCAGCUUAAUGCAGUUUAAAAAUUUACAGUUAAAAGUACUGAUGUCUUUGCUGCCCAUGACUCCUUUGGAAGGGAGGCAAGGAUAUGAAUUUAAUAAAUAAAUAAUAAAAUAAUAUUGUGGAACCCUUUGGGACCCCAUAAUAUAAGUGCUGUAGGUUGGCACACUAACUUCCCCUUUGGGACUAGCCAUACAACGAGGAGCAGACUCAUAAUAUCACCAUGCUUCAAUUAAUCUAGCCAGUCCAGGAGGAUAGUCAGAUCUAUGGUAGCAAUGGCUGUUUGAGAGGACCAGGAGAAUCAAUAAGGUCUCAGUACCCAAUCUCUCUUCUAGCACAGGUAAUCUAAUUAAAUGAAAAGUAUGAAGUCAGUGUGUGCUAUCAUGCUUUUUCAUGUGUAAAAAAGAAUAAACUAUUUUUGUUUGCUAUUACAUAUGCAUGUUUGAUAAGUAGUAAGUUCCAGUGAAGGAGUUGCUUCCUAGUAACCGUGCUUAGGACAGCAGCAUUUCUAUAGCAUCUUAAAGGACUUAUUUAUAAACCUCCAUCUACUAUGUAGAGUGUACUUGAAGGGAAUUGAAUAGCCACUUUAUUUUUAUCAGGCAACAAGUGCUUUCAGGAUUUAUGAAGUAGUUCUGUAUGUGUUUGCAGAGCAGCUAACAUGGAACACCUUUGUAGUAGUAGAGCUAGGAAGGCGAUUGAUUCUUGUUGGGAUUAGUUGGCUGAAGCCAAAUAUAAAUAGUAAGACUCAAGUUCCAUUAUGCAGGAAAUCAAGAAUCUCUAUUAUUUCGGUGCCAGCUGGAGAUGAGGGAAACAGGAGGUUACCAGAGAACAAAACAUGCCUGCUGACACAUCCCUUCUUUGCUUAACCUGUCUCUGUGAACAGUUUCAUGAAGUAGUUGGGAAGAGAGCAAAGUACUUUGAUGGUUGAUGCUGGAACAGAGUUCCUGAAAGCUUGUCACCUGAUUAAUGGCUGUUUUGUAACAGUAUGUGCUGCAGUCCUGAUUGUUGGAAAUGUUUGCCUGCUUUUGUUUGCUCAGCAGGCACCAAAGCUUAAAGGGAAUUUUUUACCCUGGAGCGAAGUUGGUGAAGGAAAAAAUGUAAGGGGUGGGGGGUGGGGAGGACCUAUCACUGACAAUGUUCAGUUUAUGUGCUGCUGUAAAAGAAUUAAUAUUGCAUAAGCUCUGAUUUUGUUAGAUACUCUCUCUUUUUUUGCACAAUUUUAUGUCCCCUGCUGCAGUAAGCACCUUUCUUGUUCUUCUGCAAUGAAGUUACAACUAAUAGGUCUGUGAGCUGUGAGUCUGGGGUUUAAGAAAUGGCAACAUUCCAAUAGUCUUGGCUGACGAUUGAGAAUGUAAGUUUUCAAAUACUAUAUUCUAAAAGGUUAAGGAAAGUAAUUCUUCAAUUAUGAAACGCAUGCUUUUAAAAUUACAGAUUAUAGUUUCUAGUAGUCUUAGUUUCUCAAGCAGCAUCAAUUUGUAACAAAUCCAAAAUAUAAAUGUAGAAUUAGUGAAUUAGUGGAACAUCUCUUCCUGCUAUGAUUUGGCAUCCAAGCAUGCUUUUGCAAAUAGUAGGCAUAUUGUAUUAACUGCCUCCAAUUCCCCCUCCCCUUUUCAAUGCUGUGCAAUUUGUCCGGUCCCUGAACUUCACUGGAGCUUUUAGUAACCAGUGACUUUCAUCAUAACCAGUUGCAUUCUGAGGCAAGAAGCACAAAUGGCCAGGGGGGGAGAGAGUAAAAGGAAUACAGUGGUACCUUGGGUUACAUAUGCUUCAGGUUACAUACGCUUCAGGUUACAUUCGCUUCAGGUUACACACUCCGCUAACCCAGAAAUAGUGCUUCAGGUUAAGAACUUUGCUUCAGGAUAAGAACAGAAAUCGGGCUCCAGCGGUGCAGCAGCAGCAGGAGACCCCAUUAGCUAAAGUGGUGCUUCAGGUUAAGAACAGUUUCAGGUUAAGAACGGACCUCUGGAACGAAUUAAGUACUUAACCCAAGGUACCACUGUAUAGACUGCCAAAAGGAGAACAUCAUUCAUGUUUGCAAAAUAUUGUUCUUUGCUGCUAUGCUGUUAAAGAUGAAAACUUACCUGGCCAUGGUGUUCAAAACAGCAAACAUUUUUAAAAUUAUUUCACUUCAGUUCAGAGCUUAGUGUAGGGUAGGAAGAAGUAAACCCAUCCCCCUCCAUGCAGAAACACAGGCUGGUUUCUCUGGAUGCUUUGAACUUUAAGGGAUAUUUAAUUUCUCCCAUUCCACUAAUAUGCUGUGGCAUAUGGUACUCUAAAGAAACUUGCCCAUAUUGGAGUCAAAUAACCAGAAGCAGGCAGGUUGUAAGGGUUAUGGAUCCAAAUCUGUCCAGGUUGUUUUCUACUUCCUACCAGGUUGGGGAGUCCCUGAAGUUAUUUGUUUAUUCAUUUAUUGACGUUUGUAGGUCAGCCAGCUGCAGGAGGGCAAAGUAUUAACCCCAAAGACAAGACCACCAUGGAAAAACUGCCUAUUUAUGUAACAGAGAAAAAGCAGUUAAGUAUUAGUAUUCAAGCCUUUGUGUCCACCCUCUUCUUUACAAGGGAGUUUAUGCCACCGUAGAUUGGCUGCAAUCCAGUAAGACAGUCCCACACAUACAAACGGAGUUUUCCCGUUUUCAGCAAUGGAAGGGGAGAUAGCUCUGUGUAUUAUCCGGCUACGUUAGAAAUGGUAUUGGGCCACUGUAAAGUGGUCGCUUUUUCAAUUCCUCUAUGCAGUGCAUAGAGUGCAGCAAUACUUUACAGGCCGGUUCUUGUAUAGAAAAGCACUUUGAUUUUGUUUGUGUACAAACUGCAAGGUGGCCAUUAUAAACUGCAUCCAGUGUGGUAUUCAGCCACAAACUGAAAAGAAAAAGUAUGUGAACAAGACUUAAAAGAAUUUUGAAACGCAUUUUCUUGUUCAGAGCAAUGUUCUUUAACAGUAUUGAUAAUAUGUCUCACUUUCUCAAUAGGUUAUUUAAAAUUCAAGCUAUAUUUUAGUUUUAUCAUGGGGGGCAUAUUUAAUAUCUGUGUCACAAAUACAUAGCUGGGGAGGAAACUGCACUAUGAAGGUGUUCUAAGAAAUCUACUAUUUACAGUCCAGGGAAACUAAUCAUGUGGCCCUCUAAACUGUUUUAAGUUUAAGACCUCUUCAGGACUUAGACACCACCUGGUGGUCUGUUGAGAUCUACUGGAAGCAACUAAAGUGUUACCAACCCAAGCUAACAUCUGACUCAGAAGUGAUGAUUCUUAUACAAGGGUGUACCUUGCAACAUGGCAAUUAGAAAUUACAUAUUACCGUACUUUUCCGUGUAUAAGACUAUGUUUUUUUUUACUCUAAAAUAAUGUUCAAAAUCUGGGCUCAUCUUAUACACGGAUAGUAUCUCCCCCCAUUUUCUUAAAUCGGAGUCCCAAAAAAUAGGGGGGGGCCUUAUACAUGGUCUUAUAGGCAGAAAAAUACGGUACAUUGAUGGUCCCCCAAUGUUGCCUUGAUUUACUAGCCGACUGUUAAUUGUGAUUGCAACUGACCAGUCCCCUCCUUCCCCCUCCUCAAAAACACAGGGAACUUUGAGAUGUGGUGGAGUCUGUCUUUCACUUAGCACUAGGCUUUAGAGCAGUGUUUCUCAAACUUGGGUCUCUAGCUGUUGUUGGACAACAACUCCCAUUACUGCUUCCUCACUAGGCAAUCCCCUAGUCUUUCCCUAGAUUCUGCGGUUAAAUUCAGAGUGCUUGAAGAAUUAGAAGGGUCUUUUCUCAGUUUGUGCUGAGCUUACCUAGCACAAAGAUCUUCCUUACAGAGUUUUUUGCAAUACAUAAAUAACUUAUGGGAAUUUUGUGGGGAAUUUUGUGCCAGGCCAGUUGUGGUCACCAGAGGGGAAAAAGCUAAUUGUCACUGAAAUGCAGAUUUUAGAUUGAGAACCAAACAGAUGUGAAAGAUACUUAGGACAAGAUUGACUGAGGUGGCCCUUCUCAGUGAUUGCUAAUUUGCAGUAGGUAUUUCAAACAGCCAAAAAAGUUCAUGACCCAAAUAAUCAACAUUUGUUAUGCCUAAGUCUUUUAUAUUCCGACCAUACUGCAAGUAGAAAGUGAAUGGAUUGUCAUAAAUUGUUGUUUAAUUUUUUGAGCAUUUUUCAUCUGGCAUGCCCUCCAAGUGGUAUGAUUAAAAUGAACAUAAGAUUUACAGAAUCCCAAGAUACAAUUAAAACCAACAAUAAAGCAAUCACAAUAAGUAUAACAUAUAAAAAAAGGCUAAAGGCUAAAAAAAAAGUUCAUCUAAAUCUUAAGUCUUGAUUAAUCUUACGUGAUUAUAUGGAUGUUGACUUUUAAGUGAUUGAUGUCCUAAAGAAAUCACAUUAAAUAAAUAAAAAUAAAAACACAGAAGCUAAUAAUCCUUUUAAAAGGCAUGAAAAUGUGCAUAUUGUACAACUCUUCCCCACCCUUGAUUGCUCUUUGUCAUGUCACAGGAUUCUAAAUCCAUGUCUUCUCUGUAAUUGUCCAUGCUUGUAAGGUCAAUUUGAUGGCUUGUUCUUAAAUGCCAUUAAAUCUCUCCUGGCUUCUUAUUGUUCCAGGUGAAGAGAAUAAUCCAGAUUGAAGCAUGA
Messenger RNA from Podarcis lilfordi (Lilford's wall lizard), 69876 nucleotides. Lineage: Eukaryota; Metazoa; Chordata; Lepidosauria; Squamata; Lacertidae. The record is from the annotation of a GenBank genome assembly.